Xyrichtys novacula (pearly razorfish) is the source of this 69161-nucleotide messenger RNA. Lineage: Eukaryota; Metazoa; Chordata; Actinopteri; Labriformes; Labridae. The record is from the annotation of a GenBank genome assembly.
AUGGGUAAGUGUGCGGAGGACUCUCCUUCUAAAACAAUUACCGCCUGAGUGUGAGCCCCCGGGAGUCUGCAAAUCAGCACAGUUAUUAGUGAAGUGCACUCGUGGUCCGUACAACGACAGCUGGGGUUGUGUUUCUCCUCCUUGGCGCAUCUGGGAGAGAGAAGAAAAAACAUCCAAAUCUUUCUGGGCUGAAAUAGAGCAGUUGGUUUGAGCCACUUUCCCGCAAAUGUUUCCUGUGAUUAUCUGCUUUGCUGACUAUCAUCAUCACUGAAAGGCUUUCGUCUCUGUUCGUGAAUGAAAAUUAUAAUAGGGGUGGGAAUGUGCAUGCUUCUAAAUGUAAGAGGUGAUGAGGUGACAUGCUCUCCUGAAUAUGGUGUGUAAUUGUGAAAGCCAAAAAAUGAAAUCCCCAUUAGUCAACGUGGUGUCAAUGCACAAUGAGUUUAGGCUCAUAAUAAUAGCCUCACUUGCACGUGAUGUCCUUCUUACUGAAUCUGAAACGUCAAGUUUAUUAAGACAAUCACAAGAUCGGACUCUACAUGGAGGAGAUUUGCUGAGAAGUGUCUCUGAGAUGUGUCCUCUCAGCUUCCCCCGGUCCUCCAAAUCACGAAUUUGACAUGUUUUGACUCCGUCCCAUUUCUUUUUUACCUCCUCUCUUCUCCUGACAGCUCUGGGCACCUACAAUCUCAUCCCACACUGCCUAUCACCUCCUCCAUUUUACUGACUGUGGGUGCUCCAAAGCCUCACAAACCCACACUGCUCCUCACUGUUCCAGCGGAGGGCUUUGCAUUCUUCUUCUCCUUUUUUUUCUUGUUUAAUUUCAGAGAGCCUGUCAAAGGCGCUGUGGGUGUUUAAAGUUGUCAUUAAAUUUGCGAUGAAACGAUGAGGACUUUCAAUUAGUCUCACGAUGUUUGGAGCCCUUUCUUUCUCUCCAACUUUUGCUGUUGAAUGUCUCUCUGAAGGAUCAUUAUUCAGACGGAGACACGCUCAGCCAGCUCAUAUUAAAAAAAGGCACGCUGGGUGUUUGAUGCAGAGGGAGGCACGUGUGUUGUUUUACUAAAUGUUGGUGCUGUUUUUGUCACGUUUGUUCCCUAAUACUCUGAAAAGCUGACAGGCAGCAAAGAUGCAUGCGGCCCACAUCUGUGCAGAAAUGAGGCAUUUCCCGAAUAAUGAGCAGCUUAGUGCAACUAAUGAGCACAUACUGCUGCAGCGUCAAUUAUGUCAUCAGAAUUAGAAGUCAAAAUAAGUGCUUGCAUUUGUUAUUUUAUCCCACACUUAUGCAGAAAGCUCCUCUAGACUAUGCUUCCAAUCCACGGCAAAGCCUUUUGUCCCUCACGCUCCCACACAAACGCUGCAGAUGGAAUCCAAAAGAAAGGUUUAAAUCUCCAUCAGGGCUGAAGUUUUCCUCCACAGUAUGAUAAUGACACUCAAAGUCAAAGUCAAAGCCCUCUUCUCCCAGCAAAGGGGCUGAAUCAGUUUUGGCGAUGUGUCAGAGCAGCAAGGCUGUGCAGCAGUAUUGAUAAAUCAUUUGACUUACAGAUGAAAUGAUCAGCCAAGUGUGAGCAGUGCUCGAUACCAUUUCACUCAUAUUGCUCGUUUUGUGCAAUUAAACACCAUGCAGCACCCGAGUAUCCCACUUCCAGAAGCAGAAAAACCACAACAAUGAAAAAGUUGUCAUGCAGAAAUGUUGUCAAGUAUUUCUUCAAACUUAUCUCAACAAAACUCAACAAAAUCAGGAUUAUUUUAUUCCCAAAAAUUCACAGGUAGAUUAUGACUUUCAUGGUUUAAUCUCCUAUUUGGUUCUGCAAAACCCUCUCACAACAACAAGACUGCAAAGAGCUCAAACCAGUAAUGAUCUGGCAGGAAAAACAAGUCAUGUAAACAAAGAGUAAAGUAUUGCAGGAGUCAUUGUAGCCACAACAUCACAGGAGCCCCAUAGUCUUUGACUGCGCUCACUCGUUUGCUGCUGUAGAGCUGCUUAAGCAGGAGCAACAGGACAAUUAUGCUCAAAUAACCUUCAAUUUAUUCCAUAAUCCAUCAGUUUCUUAGAGCAGCCAGAGACAGUAAUUGGUCCACGGAGCUCAUUCCUGCAAAACCUAAGCUGAAUUUGUUCUCUUUUUUUUUUAAAGAAGUAACCUGUGGACACACUUUCCAUUCCACUUCUCAAAGCUUAUAGCUUUGCAGAUAAUUAGAGGAUCCGAUGGUAUUCACCACUGGCAAAAAAAGGCAAAAAAAAAAAAACUUUCCUUGCAGCUGGGAGACCAUUAUGCCGUCUUAGACAAUAGAUUUGAAGCAAGUCUCUGAGCUUCUUAAAUUAAUUACCAUGUAGUCAAACAGCCAAGUUUUAAUUAGAUUUAAAAGUACACUCUGCUGAAAGUCAGGGUUCCUCCAUCAAAAUUUGGAAGAUAUAUGUGCAGUUUUACUGUCCUGUUCCCGGUGCCACGCUGCAGUAUGCAUGAGAAUGAAAAAAUGCGUCAGGUACUUAAAAAAUUAGAAUAAAAUAAGAGAAAAUGAAGUAACCUUGAAUACUCUAAAUGGCUGCACCAAUAAGAAUGACUCUCUCAGGAUGAGGCAUGUUUUCUGAUUUUGAGUCUGACUGAACGUCCCCAUCAGGCACUUUUUACAACAGUUUAAUAAUAUUCAUUUCACCACAACCCACACAUGCCAUCAAACCGUCAUAACACAGAACAUCACAUCACACUCCCUCACUCUACCUCCCGGUCAUUCAUUUUCGGUGGUUUUGUCUUUUUGUCGCGGUUGUUGUGCAGAGUGCUGGGCUAUCAUCUACGCUGACACUUCUUUCAAGUUUCUACUCUUCUCACAUUUCAUGUUGUAUUUUCCUUGAAAUUCUGAAAGACUUUCCCACACAAUGAGUCGUGCACGCUGAAGUCAUGCAGUGAAAUAUGGGCAGAGACACAAAACAGAGAACAAAGUCUGGCAGUAAACACCGGGAGCUGAGCUUGCACAAAAAAGUGACAAAAAGACUGCGAGGAAAAGGACAUGAUGUUGUAUUUUCUAUUUUUUAUUCCUCUGAAGCACACUGCAGCCCACAUUUUAUUGGAGGCUUGUAUUCCAGUGAUUGUGCCGACAUUAUUUAUAUUCCAGCAUUCAUUUUCACUUAAUUUCUUCAGUCUAAAAAUUUAAUCUGUCAUCUCUGGGUUUGAGCUUUUAUUGUUUGCUGUCAAACUGGUUCUUUUCAGGUUUUAAAAGCAUUUCAAUGUUGUUUUUAUUCUUAAUUUGUCAAAAUAUUUGAUUUGAAUUCCUUCGUUAACCGUAGGCAAACUCCACAAUCUGGCAGUAAAAUGUAUUUUAAAUGUUGGUCAAUUUCAAUCAGCACAAAAAAGUGUGUGACAGCACCUUGUCUACCUCUCACCAAAGAGAGAGCUCAUACAAACAAGCAAAAUAAUAACAAUACUUUACAUGAAACUAUAUCAAAGUUUAUAACUUCGAGAAUACUCAUAAUAGUUUGUGGAAACGAGGUCUUCAGACCCCUUAAUGAAGGACCAACGCCCUUAAUGUGCCGAGUCACUCGAGCUUUAGUCCUACAGGCCUAGGAGGCACAUGGAGAUCAUUACAGAAACAGGGGAAACUGUAAAGAGAGAGUUUACGUGGACUUAAUUCAUCCAGGUCUGAGCUUCGGUCUGGUUUUCAUUGAUUCAAAAUAAAACACGAUUACUGCUAAUUCGUUAACAAAGACUCUGUUCAGUCUAAUUACAGUCCAUGAGGUCAAGAGUGAAGAACUUUAUUAAUCUCUGAAGGAAAAUUCAAUUAGCUGUUGUUUACAUAAUACGUCUCCAAAAGUUAUCUACUAUUUACUCAAGAGUUAUAAAGUCUGAUGUCUGUCGGUACAAAAGAUCUUCUGAUCGUCUUACACAUUAAAGGGGUGGUGUGAUGCUUCUCCACAUUUAUAACUAAAACUGCAAAGUUACAACGUUUGGUGUAGAGGGGGCGGGGCCACAACAUCCAGCUCUGCCCUUGGCCAGUUAACGAAAGCCUCUGGAGAGGUAGCCAAUCAGAAAGAGGGGGGAGGGGCUUAAAGAGACAGCAGCUAAAACAAAGUAUUUCAGACUGAGGCUGAACUAAUGAUGUUUAAAUACACCACCGCAAGUGAAAGGAGGCUUUUCUUUUUAAUCUAACAUCAUGUAAAGAUAAUAAAGAGGUAUCAGAGAGGAAGUAAGACAGGAUGUAGAGAUCCAUUAUUUGCUUAAGUUGUCUGUGAUCCGUCUCACCAUCAUUAGCAGGGUCUGGAUCCUCCCCUAUAAACGCUCCCAGUGAUGAGAGUUCGGGGUCUCUGUAGUGAUCCAGAAUCCAGAUCAUUUGGCUCAGAACGACCCGGCUCCUUUGAAGAGACUGUGUCCACCAAGUUGUUCUCUCAUGCCAACCUCAGUGUCUGAGAGCUCCUCACAGGCGUUUACUGUUGCUAGGUCACAAUAGUUCUUCUGCAGCAUUUCUGCUCCUCUCAGCUCUGACCGCUGCGUCUGUUGAAAACCUAAAAUAAAUGAUUAAUAGUCACUGUUGGCAUUAGUAGCAGCUAUAAAAUCUGAAAUUAGAAUCUGAAAAAAACAACAAUGGUGGGGUAACUUUCUGUUUGUACCUCCACCAUUGUUGUUGACAAAGAUGUUUACAGCCUGGUUUUGUUUCUGUAACUCACCUGUGCAUUACAGCAGACAUAUACCCACUAAAUACUAAAAUCACAGUACACGUUACGGCCAAUCCACCUCAUUCCCAGCUAUGAGAGGAGAGAGUGACAUCAAAUAUUGAUCAUGUCCUUAACUCUGACUGGUGUCAACUCGUGUCACUGCUACUAUGCAGGAAAAGGGAGCAUUUGGAGUAGACCCACUGCUCCAGAACUCUCAUUGCCACCCUUGUGUUUAUUUUAUAAAACAUCAUUCGGCUGAGGGGACAUUCGCACAGGAAGUUGUCAGCUGUCAGAAAGAGGAGUAUGGGGUAUACGCGCCACAGUAUCUUCCUUUCUUGUCAUAAACUCAGAGUCCUCCAGGUGGAAAAAUUGUGUUGAUCAAAACUGGUUCAAGGGUUUAUCUGAAAAAAGGAUCAAUAGGCCUCUACAGUGAAACAUUUUUGCUUUUUGACACUUCUGCUUGAAGUACUUAUUCAGAUGUGAGAUCAGUUUUAGUUUAGAGUUUUAAUGAAGUGGUCGGUGGGGGGGCUCUACUGUCCCAUUCAGUCAUGAUUUUGGUCUUGUGCACACUGAUAAUGAAUUUUCGUGAGUGUGGCAGGACCCUGAUUCCACUUGACAUCAGUCGCCAUCAUCAUUGAGCAGGACAGUUUCCCCUUUAUUUCCUGUUUAAUUGUAUUGAUACGGUUUAUAAGGUGUGCUCAUGAGUGUUAAACUGGCACAGGUACUCUGUCAUUAACAUAAGUGGCCUCGGCUGGGCAGGGUUGAGGGGUGCGCACCAUGUUGUGAUAAGUAAUAUGAUUUCACUCUCCACUUUGUAGCUUAUCAGUCAGAUCAGAGCGACAACGCUAACCUCAGUGGUGUAGUAACAAUAUCCCACUGUUAGCUAAAUUAAUGCUUUCAGGCAUUGUCUUUAGCAACAGCAACAGAGGCUGUAAAGGAUCUAAGAUGCUUCUGUUUUCAGAACUACAAAAAGAUGUCUUCACUGCGUUCAUCAUACAUGGCAAACAGAGAGCAACAUAAAAUACAAGAUAACUUAUGCAGAGUAUACAUAAAAAUAAAAAUACAUCCCUGUAUGUUUGGAUAGAUUGAUUUCAGGUAUUUUUAAAGACUUUUUCCCAAGAGUUGUUGUUUUCAUUUACAGCAUUUCUAAGCAGCAGUCAGGGACAUGUGGCCGUCAAAAAUGGAGAGCUGCAGCUCAAAUGACUAAACGAUAAUGAACACCCCACAGAACAUUUCUGAAGGUAAAAUGAAUCAGAAUCAGAAAGCAGAAAUAACGGACUUCUCAUCGGGACAUGAAGGCAUUGACUCAUCGCUGACAUAAAGUCCUGAACUCUUGAAUGGAUUUACGUCUGUCCUUCACUGCCUGUUUGCAUGCAUCACACACACACACACACACACACACACACACACACACACACACACACACACACACACACACACACUCAGCAUUCAUGAUGGAGGUCUCUCAGCUUUAACAACAGGCUUUCCUCACUGUGGCCGGCCUGAACCUCUCAGUUUGUGCUGAUCUUUUGACAUCAGCACUCAUAUCGAUCAAUGCAACUCUCUGCCUCCCUGCACAGAUUUCUAAACGCAUAACUUGUGGCUGGAAGAGUGUGUGUGUGUGUGUGCAUGUGUGUUUGGGUCUAAAGUGGGGCCAGCUUCAGUGGAGUUCUCGAUAAGUCAGAUACUGCUGGCCUGUGAAGACUUUCAGCUGUCACUUUUUGACAUGCAGAGUCUGGGUCUUAAGCACUCUGCUGAUAUGUCUUAUUUAUUGUCUGCUGCCGUUCGCAGUCGUAAAAUAUGCAAUACUUAAUCCAUACAAAAUGGUUGUAUUAGUCAAAGGUGUUAGUUAUCAGAUUAUCAGAUGGUGCUCCAGAUUAUCCUCAAGUGUGGGGUGUGUGAGGAGUUUUUUUUUCUUCCUCUAAUCUGAGGGUGUAAGAUCGACGCCGCCUCGCCCCUGCAUGGGGGGAUUCCCAUAGACAGUGGAUCAUGCAUUUUGUCCAUUGUUGGCACAACUCAGUAGCCACUUUGAAAAUGAGGCGGCUGAAAACAGCCAUGCAGCCAUGGCAACAAUAGCCAAGACGAAGCAUAAACUGAGAUGUAUAUAGAAUCCACCCAUUAGGACAUGACAACAACAGGUGUUUAUCACACGAGCUGGGUAAAAUGCCUCAUUCGAAGUGACGGGGGAAGAUGUUGAAAUGAAAUGGCUACUGUGAUGGAAGUACAAGGAAAAAAUUCUUCCAAAAAUCACAUUUGACUGCAAAGGACGACAUGAGAUUUCCAAUGAGGAGAGUUUUUACAGCAUGGAACAGGGUUUUUAUUCCACUUGGCUCAGUUGUGUUUUCAUUCACCGUAAAUGUGUCUGCUCCCAUCGAGUCUGCCUCUGUCUUUGGUGACUGCAGGUAUAUUGUUGGAAGAAGAAAUUGGAAAUUACAAUGAUGUUUGAUAUUUAUACAGUUCCAGGUUGGAGAAGAUGGGAUUUGGCAAGGAGCAGAGAAACAGUCGUAUUGACACCCCGUUCUCCAGGAUUUUUUGAAAGAGUAUUUGGUUAUGACAAGUCUCAGUGGGGGUGACAGACUGGGUCCUGAAUGAAGCCUAAACUCUUAUAGUUUAUGGACAGCCUAAAUUAUUUAUUUUAAAUUUAAUAAAAUAAAUGAUUUAUCAUGAAGAUGCCCUGGUACCAGUUUCCAUCUGAACCAGUUAAAAACCUCUAGCAGUGCCUUUAAUGCCAUCCAAGGCGAGACACACAAUAGAUGAUUUAAGACCUGAUUUAGGGUCAGUUAGCCUCCACAACCUGGGAGUUAAACCAGUUUAAUAUCUACAAUUCCAGGCAGACCAGGGAACACCACCAACUGGAUGGCGGUGAACAAAGCUGUGCUUAGAGUUAAGUGGAAUUUAUCCACCAGGAUUUCCCUCCAUAUGCUUUUUCUCAGUUUCUGAUUUAUCACUGCUGAAGAGGGCCAAACCAUUGUCCUCAUCUAGUGGUACAUAGAAUUGUCUAGUUUGCAUGUUUAGAGGAUUGUAUUGGGAGGAUUGUACACUGAGCAAUUUUAGUUGUGGGUGUGAACACUCCUUCCCGAAAAUCAAUGGCACAAAAACAAAAGAAAUGAUUAUUGAUUUCACUGUUGAGAUGGUGCAACAAUUUCAGCAUCUGGGGACAGUUACUGACAGUAUGCUGACUUUUGAUGCCAAAACCGACGCCAUGUGCACUUUUAUGGGAAACUGAGACGUUUUAAUGUCGAGAGCUGUUUUAUGAGAAUGUUCUACUUUUGUUUUAUCCAGUCAAACAUUUUCUUUUAUCUUUUGGUUUGGAUCUCUUUCUCUAGAAAACUUUGGGGAGUAUUGUCAAAGUGUGCAGUAAAACUGCAAACACUCGUCUUCAUGACCUUUCUUUUUUAUAGAGAGCCACUAGGAAGGCACACGCUAUCUUUGCCGAUCGCACCCAUCCACUCAACUUGUUGCCAUCUGGGCACAGGCAAACUCUGCCAGCGUGUAGAGCCAAGCGCCUUUAAAAAUUCAUUUGUCCCUGCCACCACUAGACUCCUCAACGAUAUUAUGUAGCAUGAGUUUACUUGUGAUGACUUUGUGACUCUGUUUUGUUUAGUUUGUGUUAUAUUUCUGCUGGCUGUAAAAAGAAUUGCCCCUCGGGGUAGGACUGGACGACAAUGGCAAAAAUAAUAAUCACAAUUAUUUCAACUGAUAUUGAAAUCACGAUUAAUAAACACGAUAUUCGUUAAUUUGUUCUUUUUUUAAACAUAUACAGGACAAAAACACGCUGUAGGCUACUGCUCUAGACCGACUGAUCAAACUCGGAACAGAAAAGCGUUUUAUUAUUGUUCCACACACAUCACACGCUUGCUGCAGCUGCACGUAACAGGGGUGCAUUCAAAGCAGCGUGCGGCGCAUUUAUUGUUUUUCUUUGAUUAUAAUGCUUUUGUGAUCAUGAGAAGCCAAAAUUAAAAUCAUGUUUAAAAUGUGAUUAAUCGUCCAGAUGUACCUUAUUGUGAAAAAUCAGUUGAAUUUGUCCAUACUUGUGUGGUUGUCCACAGUUUUAGAAUCUCUUAAAAUCCAAAAGUCAUGGAGUUUGAAGCCAACCCUCCUUAAAGAGACUAACACCAAAUUACUUCAAGGUGAAGCGUUAGAUCUUUAAGAAGAAGAAAAGUCUGUAAUUAAAUAUGUACAAUCCAAAUGAAGUACAGUGUUGUUUGAAUACUGUUAAACUUGUUCCUGCAGCGCCUCUGUCUGCAGUGGAACAAACAGCAGAAUACUCACGCUUCAGGAGCUGAAAAGGCUCAACAUCACUGAAAUAUCAGGCAAAGCUUCGUCUGAGAGCGAGCUGUAAUCAGCAGACGAAAAUAACUUGAGUGACGGGCGUCUCAAAUGUCUCUUUUCAGAGAAACUUCUAUGAUGCUCAUUACAGCCACCUUUUCCACAGCAGGCAGAAAUCACGGACCUACGAAACCUGGUGGUUAAAAAAGGUGACAUUCCCGAUGACCAAUUAGCCUUUCUUUGAAAGGUCUCAAUUUUCGCAGAUUAUAUCGAACACUCUUGACAUUUUAACUAAGUGGCCUCUACCAUCAAACAGGUACUGAGUGCUUUGAAAGACGAGCUUGUGGUUGAGUAGAACAGUGUUUUAGGUUUGGCUUCAUGAUGUCAAACAAUCUGUUUCAUGUUUAAUGAACUAUGCUAUAUAUAUUCUUUUAAAUUAAAUAGAUUUUAACAAGUUCCUGCCUCUUAAAUGUGUUUACUGCUUUUCUCCUUCCAAAGAUUGUAGUGGGUCUGUUUAUUUUGGUUGUAACAGACAGAAAGAGAGAAUUAUGAGAAGAGCAGGAAUAAAACAGCUGUGUGGAGCUGGGGAUCUAUUUUGCAAGGAAUGUCGUCUUUAUGCACGAAGCACCUGCUCUAUCCACUAAAGCAGACCAGCACCCCUGAUUUAUUUUGUUUUAUCUCUUUAAUGGAGAAAAGAAAAAUCCAGAUUAGACACGAACAGUUUACUUGCUGUCAAAUCAAAACAAAUAAAAAUUAAAAACAAUAGAGCUCCUCUAUUUUCAUGAUCAGAUAACAUUUGAUGUAAUAAGUUGAAAGUCAGUGAAAACAGGUCCUGUAUUGCCUUCAAUGUUCCACAUACCCAAACUUAAGCUUAGGCCCUCUCAUAGUGUAAGACAGGAAAGUUUUUUUGAACUCUUUCUUCUCUAAGUAAAAAAACUGUUUUGUUUUUUUUCAGAGGGGUUUGGUGACUUUCCCACAUCUCAGCUGCAGCUGUCUUCAAGUCUGCCAGUUUCACUGCUGUUUUGUUAAAAUAUCACACACUCUUUUCAUCAAACUAGGGCUGCUGAAUGAUUUCUUUUUAAUCAUAAUUAAUCAUUUGGUUUCAAUAUUUAAUCGCUGUUCUUUGCAGACUAAUAAUUGCAUGUUUUGAAUGAAUUUAUUUUGCAUUUCAAAGUCUUUAUUAAUUAUGUAAAGCAAUUCUAAACAGGACUUUGAUUUGAGAAUCAAAUCAAUGGAAUUAUACGUCCUUUAAGAUCUUGACUUUAUUCAAAUAAAUCCCACAUUGCUCCUCCAUAGAGGUCUGAAACCGUGACUUAGAGGAAGGAGACGGCUGCAAAGUGUUUAUUCUGUGAAAUGCAGGGUUCCCUCUUUCUUUCUUUCUUUGCUUUUUGAAGUUUCAUUUAUGGCUGUCACAUCUUCAUGCAAAAGGAUAGAGCAGCAAACUAGUAGAGAGCAGCAAGAGGUAAUGUUGUGAUGACAGAAGGCGGCUAGUUGAACCCAGGUUGCCCACUUUGAGUACUAUAUCUUUUGUACAAACUGCCAACCAUCACCAUGACAGAACAUAACAAAAACACUUUAUCGCUCCAUGAACUGUGAGUGUUGUUGGAAACAGAAGUACGAGUGGUGUGUGAACAUGUGAGGUCAGUCAUUGUUGCACUAAAGGCAGAAAUCCUUCACCUGGAAUCCCAGAGAUGAAGUCAAAUGUAAAACUCAGGAGGUAGAUUUGCAACUGAUUUACACAAUGUUCAAAUGGGCUUCCUUAGCGAUAUGAUAUAUUUCCCUCACUGUUGACUGGCCUGCAGUCAACUACCCUUUUAGCCAGCUCUGUAGCUAUCAUUUUUAAUUUAGUCUUAUUCACAGGUCUGUGCUGAUUUGUACUCUAAAAAAUAAUGCUCCGCCAGUUUUGUGAUGUGGUCGCCUGCCGACGUAUUUCUCAUUAGCUGCACCUGAAUAUUUUGUGUGUAGGUGGAAGUAUCUGUGAUGUUUUGACACCUUUUGACCUGUCAAGAAAACUGUCUGUGAGUUUUUAAAGCUGAAUGUGCCGUUUAAAGGCAUAGUGGUGCUUUCAUUUUCUCUACAGAAGCAGGAAGACACUGCAGCAGCAUCACUACCCUGAAGUGGACCAAAUAGUGCACCGUUCAAAAAAAGGAUUUACUCACUAGGAAAGGCUAUGCUACCUAAUUGUGUUUACAGUUGCUAGGUUACAAAAGUUCCUCCUUGAGUAGUGAGUGUCGGGUCUGUUGGAUGACGCUUUGGAUGCAUCAGACUAGAUUUCAUCAGUGAGGGGAUUGUUGUGCUGAACAUGCUGAACUGGGCAUUAAAGGAAACAGCCCCUUGAUUGGAUGUUUACAGUGUAGCAGCUGAAAUCCAGGCUCAUCAGUCCAGGUUUUUCCAGUCUCCUUUAGUCUAGUUUUGGUGAGCCUGUGUGAACUGUAGCCUCAGUUUGCUGGUCUUAACUGACAGGAGUGGCCCCCCCCGGUGUGGUCUUCUGCUGCUGUAGUCCGUCUGCUUUAAGAUUGGACGUGUUGUGUGUUUAGAGAUGGUCUUCUACAAACUUUGAUUGUACUGAGUGGUUUUUUGACUCACUGUUGCCUUUCUGUCAUCUCAGACUAGUCUACCCGUUCUCCUCUGACCUCUAACAUUGACAAGACAUUUUCGUCCACUGGAUAUUUCCUCUUUUUUCUGACCCUCCUCUGUAAACUCAGAGAUGGUUGUCGGUGAAAAUCUCAGUAGAUCAGCAGAUUCUGAUAAGCCCAUCUGGCAUCAACAUGCCACGGUCACAGUCACUUAAAUCCUCUCUCUUCCCCCUUCUGAUGCUCAGCAAGUCCUCUUGACCACAUCAACAUGCCUGAAUACACCGAGUUGCUGCCAUGUGAUUGGCUGAUUAGCUAUUUGUGUAAACGAGUGAUUGAACAGGUGUACCUAAUAAAGCAGCUGGUGAGUGUGUAUGUAUAUAAACGUAGCAGCACUUUGGCUCCUGGAUAAAUAAGAAUUCUAUGAACCUUACGUAGUUAAUCUCAUUGAUCUGGAACAGAAAUGAUUACAGUUAGAAAGUCAAUACACCUAAUCGUGGCCUUGGGUCUUAAAGAGGUAAUACUUUCUCUAUUUCCCAUGAAAGGGGAGGAAAAAGAAAUGGAGCAAUCUGUCAGUCAUUUCACUUUUCACUGCCACGCUUGAGUAGGUCAUGGACUCAGCGGACCUCAGAGACUAAAUCCUUCACACCUUCAAACAGAAUAAUUAAGCCAACAAAACUGACUUCAUUUCAUUUGCAUUUUAAGCGGAUGGAAAGCACCCAUUUAAGCUGUAUUUUGCUAUUACCAGGGUCACAUUAACCAGACAUGCCCUAAUUUUCCAUAUAUCUUCUUCUUGUGGGUCCAUAGUGUGCAUUAAGAACCGCUCCUUCUAUCUCUGCCUGUGUGUGCAGUAAAAUAAGCUUUUAUCGUAAUUCAACACUUUUAUACGGCUUCAUGCUUUUUCUUCCCUGUGCGUCAAAAUUACAGCUGACUCCAAUUUUCAAAUUAAUGGCCGUAAAAUAAUGGGUUUUAAGUGUGUAAAAGGUACUUCAUUUCAAUAUUGUAAAGCCAAUGUGUUCAAUUAAUCACCGUUGCAUGAUGGGCCUUGUGACUGGUAAUAUGUCACAUACUUCUGUGCCCUGAAAGUAUUUUUAAUUUUAUGUGCCUUAAAUCUGAGUGAACACACUCAAUAAUGUAAUAUAUCACACAAGCGCUAGUGCCCUGGAAUUUUGCUUGGCUAAGCGCGAUCACACAUCACACACUUUAAAACCCUUGGCUCCCGUGUCAGAGAGGAAGACAGCGAGGAGAGGGAAGGGGAGGAGGGAGGUUGAGUGGGAGGCGUGUGAAGCUUUAAAGCUCCCGUGAGGAAUUUUAGCAGCUUAUAAAACAGACUGAAAUUAAAACCAGUGCCUUUAUAUGACCUACGAAAGCAAAUGGGACCAUUAACAAAAUCGUUACAUCUGUAUGUUGAUUCUUUAUGUACGAGGUGGUUACCAGCACGCUGAUUCAGACCUGAAUCAAACACUUUUCACCGCUGAAAGUUUUGCUGUUAAAAAUAAAAAGGAAGUGAUCCAAACAGAUGCAAGAUACUGCUUCAUAAUCUGAAAUUAACAGCAAUAGAGUCAGACAGAAAUCAUGCAACUACACUACACUCCUCUUCCCCUGAGGAUAAACCAUAGACUGUAUACAGAAUGGACGUCAUCGGCAUUCUCGCUGGUUCGCCCAGCAGAAGUUUCCAUCAGCAGCCAACAAAAUGACAACAAAAAUAUGAAAAAAUCCAGCAAAAAUUACAGAUAAUACAGAGAGACCGGACUUGCAGCAACCUCUCGGUUCAAGCGCAUCAUUUGAUUGGUCGGGGAUCAAAUUUCUUUUCCAUGUGCACGCCUCUUUUGACCAAAACUGGCUGAAGCAUUCAGUGCAUUCUCCAGAAGUUUAACAGCACAAAUGAGCUGCUAGGAAACAGAAACAAAACCAUAUCAGACGAAGAGAGAGAAGGAAAAAAACAAACUUUUACUGUAGUCCAAACAAACAGCUCAGAGCUGUAGAUGCGACGGUGUUUUACAGUUCCUUGGUCAUCCAUAGCUUCUUGUAAUUGCAUUUUGUCAAUUGUUAUGGGUCUACUGGGACGUGAUUAGAUAGUAACAAACUGAAAAGGGGGCAAAGCAGACCUGCUUCUGUCAGUGAUUCUUCACUGGAGCUUGUAAACUAGGAUGAGGACAGUAGGACAGUUAAGUCAUCGAACCAUAGGCUUGACUGAAUCUUAAAAAGCUGGAUCCAGCUCAGGGGUGUUAGUUUUUACACUGUUGUAUCAUCACAAAGUAAUGCUUUUACAGCAAACUUCUAAAGUAGGCUACAAGUAUUUCGCCACAUUAGCAUACAUUUGUUAUUGUGUCCGUCAGCUGCUCGUAUGGUGUCUUUUUUCCUGUUUGUGGUUCCACACAUUCGCAGAAAGUCUUUUUAGCUGUAACAGCUCCAGGUUUCACUAACAGUUUCAAUGCUAAAUUAACUUUUACUCACCUGUUUACAUCAGAACCAAAGGAACACCUAGUGGAAACUUUCUGGAUACAGAGCAGAAGGAAAGUGAAGCGAAAAAAACAACUUUACAGUUUCCAGGUGGGCGUAUAUUUGAAGAAGUUUCCCUCCUAAUAGGGGGGCACAAUCUGAUGAUGGGUCGUGGCCGUGUCUGGAAAUGUGUCAUUACGGGUAAACAGAUCCCAGGAUUAAAACUUUUCUGUGGUUUAGUGUGGACACCCAACACGGUGAGGUGGUUGGAACAAACAAAUUAGCAUCCCCUGUAGCAAGCGCCGGGGUGUUAAAAAAUAAAAAGCAACAACUGCUUCUUUGGUCCUCCAGUGCUCCGACGACAACAGAGCAGCUGGUGUGUUUGCUCUACCCUGUGAUACCUUGACUUUGCAACACCGGAGCAAAACCCUGAACAGCGUAGGAGGAAACAGAAUCACUCACAGAUAGUGACGGGGAGUGGUUUUGCAUGCAUGCCUACACAAAUCACUCCUGUCUUUCUGUAAUCACAGGAGUCGAUUCAAAUUGCCAUGUAGAGGCUAUAUUUUCCCAGUUGGUGAGCUCCAGACACAGGAGACUUUCUCUGUUGCUUCCACAUUCUCAGGUUGCUAGGCCAGAGUCAGACUAUAUACAUUAUGUAGGAGACUGCAAGAAGAAAAAUGUUUUUAAUUAUAUGGGACCUUUAUGAAAAGAUAAAUUCUUAACUCUGAAUUUCAUCCUGUAGUCAAACUAUAGUGUAUUACCUUGAAAAGCUGCCACAGAGAAAACCUUUUUUAUGUGCACAACCUGUGCUACAGUCAACCAUUUAAUAAGAAAUAGCAGAUAUAUUUUGUUUUCUAGCGCACUUUUCAUUUCUUUGAAGUGCCUCAGUGUUCGGCCUUAACACUGUUGGCCAACCCACUUGGGCACUCUGGGUAAUAGCCUUUGCAUCAGUGCUCAGAGCACCGUGCAUUUAAAUGAAAUAUCAACUUGUCGCAUGGCCAAGGAAGACGACAGCCGGCUCUGUUGGGCCUGCCAGAAUCCACUCUGUCUUCAGGGGGGGAGCACUCUCACUUUAUGGGAUUUCAUGAAGGCUGCUUUUGGAACAGGAGUGGAGGUGAGGUAAUUGGGGAAAAGAUGUAUUUUAGGAUAUGAUGUAAUCAUUUCACUUUUGCUGUUUUGUGCAUUUGUAAACCCAUUUUAGUUGACAUUUAGUGCGAACAUUAGAGGACAGUAGGUUCAGCCGACUACUCCCAGUCUGGGAGUAGUUGAGCCCAGAGGGACAGUGGAGCACAAAGCCGGUGCUUUAAUUAAUAUUUAUUGGCUGCAGUCGCAUCUUUAGCAGACGUAAAUUGUUUUUAAGCAUUAUUUGUUGCACACAAUUAAAGAAAGAGCAAGGUGCUUCAGUUUUCUUGUUUGUGCAGUUACAACACAAUUACCCACCUUGUAUUUCUGUAGAGCACACAUCCACUCUAUGUAGCUUAAAAUGAAGAUUGAACACCGAGAAGUCAACUUCAAAUCUGGUUUUUAAAGCUAUGAAUUUUGAGUUUUAAAAAAGCUGUUAUCAGUUUGCUGUAAAUCACCACAGACAGGUGCUUCAAAUAAGCAAACAGAAAUAUUCAAGCUCAUCUUUAGUGGUCUUGCUAGCUUUUGUUGGUGAUGGGGUGAGACACUGAUACACACCUUCAGUCAUGUCACACCUUCAGUAGCUUGACUCCAACAUGCCAUUACGCUGCACUAUGACAAAGGCGCUGAGCGUGUGGAUCAGUACAUUUCAAUAAAAACAAGGAUCAGGAGGAACACUGGUCUCAUUGUCUGACCACUUUGAGAACAUUUUAGAAAACAAGCAUGCACAAAACAUCAACCCCCGAAACACAGUCAGAGGGAGGUCACACUGCUGGAGCACGAAAGAAAAUGGCAACCUUUAUUUCCCCUUUAAAACACAGACUGAUGGUUUUAUUUGAAGUUUAUAUACAGGAUAAAGUAUUCUCUAUAAUCGAUCUUUGUAAAUAUUGAUAAUGAAGUAUUGUGUUUUUCCUUUGACAAAAAAAUAUAGGCGAUGAUAAUUUGAUGUCCUUUUCCCCCAAUUCUUGUUUUAAAGAGCAGCAACAUUUAUGCAUCAUAUCAAACUCAAACUAAACUAGACGCAGAUCAAGAAGUGAGCGGAAAAACAUUUCACAGCAACAGUGUCCAAUUUUCUUCUCACUCUUUCUCAUUGAGAUAUUUAAUGUGUCCACAUGUUCUGAGUGUCAUCUAGGGAGCGCAACUGGGUCAAACUAAAUCUAUAAAGGAGCAGGCUUUCAGAAGAGCCCCCUCCCACUCCCAUCCUCAAAAAUAAGUGGAAAAAACAGGCUUAAAACAUGAAAGUUUUUAAGAAAAGAUAAAGCUCUGUGAUAAUUACGCUAGCAUAGAAGGCACUUAACUGCUGCCUGACACGUUUUUUAAAUCUACAAGAUAAAACGUCUCUUGGAGAGAUAAUAUCUUCAAACCCUCAGGCUCAGAUUGGUCAUGCUCUUCUGAGAAGAGAGGAGCAGGUAAACAGAUGUGCGUAGCUGAUCACACAAGAUCAAAUCUCUUCUUAGAGGGAUAGAAAAGCCUGCCUGGAGCGGGGCUGCGCUGUUUGAUUCACUUUUUAAGGUUUGAGCUUGUUAUCCUUUUUUUAAACUAUGUAAUAUAUCAUCUCCACUAUCGUCUAAUGUCUUUUUGAACUGCAGGAUAUCUUGUUGUUGACAUUUAAAUAUGCAUUAGUUAAAAUUUUCUGCCCAAGCACUGAUAAUUUAAAAAGACAUGUAACAUUAGGUCUGAUGUGAGGAUCAGGGACAAAACACCACCAAGAUUUUACACAAAUUUGGACCCAGGAGCCAAUCUCUGGUCUUGAUGAGGCAGACAAAGCCAAAAGAGCCCACUGUCAGUGAAAAGAUGAACAUGUUUACAGCCUGGUUCAAAAACAGUUAAGGUCUGAAAAGUUCAAGGCUCUAAUAGCAGCCACUGUGGGGUGGAGAGAUUCUCAAGGUCACAAGAGCGGCAAACAGAGGCAUUAUUGUUGAGGCUGACAUUAUUGUUCAAAAAAGUCGAUUUACAGCCUUAAUAAGACCGGAAAAAAACAUGUACUCACAUACGUACAUCUGAAAUGGCUCGCACUUGAACUUCUCAUAUACCUGGAUAAUGAAGUUGAGGAUGCAUUUUAUUUUUCCAUGCAUGCAUAGGACUGAAAACGACUCAGUGUUCUGUGUUUGCUCUAGUGCUGAUCCUGCGGCCUUUGAGUCGGAAGUUCAAAAGCAUGAAUGUGAAGUUCAAUGCCGGCAUCUCGCUGGUUGCUUGCCUGACAACUCCGAAAAUAUUCUUUCGAAAUAUUAAGCUAAUAUUUAACCAUCAACAACUGUCAGCCUUGUACAUCCCUUCACUCAAAAUAAGUCCAUUAACUACCUUUAAUUAAAAUGUCUCGGCUCCAUAAAAAGUCCUGAGGAUUCACUUUGUUCCCAAAAACAGCGGUCUGUGUGGGAUCCUCAGUUAAUUCAUAAUCAAUGCAUACAAGUACAGUCGGUUCAUGAUAACUUUUUACUGACGUGUCAUUUGACAAGUUUUUUUAAGAGAUGGACCAAAUUUACAUUGCACAUAUUUUUUUAUUGUACAUUUUAAACACCUGAGGCUUUGUGUACGAACAACUUUACAGAGUGACAGGAGGAGGGGAUGGUACCAGAAGAUAUUUCCUGUAACUUAUUGUCAUUUGAUUAAACACAUUCUGUAAUGUAGAGCAAAAAAAAAAAAGCUUUCAGGUGUCAUAACAGUGGCAGCAGUUUUCAUUAUCAAGAAACAAUCCUAUUAACUUUAUAAAAAGGAGCUCCACUCAGAAAGAAACCGGCUGACAGCAAGAUACAUAUAGAUGUAGUCCGUAACGCGAUGGUAGGAUUUAGUAAUUACCACAGCUUACCCAAGGCCAACAGGAUUUAAUGCCAACUUUUAAUUAUGCGCAAACCCUCCUGUUGUGGUUUCAGAAUAAAAGCAUUAUUGAGUGAAGACAAGAAAAGAACACAUCUGGCUUUUAUUAUGAAAUGACUUCCUGAAGUGCCUUCCUAGUGUAAUUUAUUAUGCUCAUGUGUCACAUAAUCGUUGCAUAUGGAGCUAAUAAAGCCCUCAAUUUUUUUAUUUCUUCCACUCUUCUGCUCUUAAGCUCUUCAUGCUAAAUGGACAUGAGAUAAGGGAUAGACGCCCUGCUCAUGCUGGCAGUGUGACGGGUCUAAUCCAUUAAAAUAUAUGUGAAAAUGAAAGCUGAGCUGUUCUGCAGUCGGCAUAGAGAUCCACUUACUUUGUCUAAUUGCACAGAAGUUUAGAUAUGUGUCUCUCUUAAUCACAACAACCAUCAAACAAAUCAAACAGCAAUAUGCAAUAACAGAUUACCAAAUAAACUAUUAGAAAGACAGCAGUCUUAUAGUAAUUCAAACAAAACACAGAUGAAGUGCUGAGGGUUGAGAGCAGAGAGGAACAUACUGGAGGACAAUGUUCCUGCAGAACGUGGUGCAGCUCUGCACAGUCGUGAGCAAAACGACUGCUGCGUAAACAAAUGUCUUUAUCAGCACUUAGAAGAUGGCCCUCUGGUUACGCCACAGCUGUAGUUUUGUGUUUUUUGCUCUGGGCGUGUUCUGCUGUGCCUCCUUUGGUUAAGCACAGACUGUGUCAGUGUAUCUGUGGGAAACUGGUCACUUUACCCAGAAUGCGUUUAGUGUAAGCCUUCCUCAUUCUCCCACUAUCACUCUCUAUUACUGGCUUUUCCCAUUGCACUGCAUUUUUGUCUUUUGUAUGGCUCUGCACUCAUCUUUAUCUUACACCAUACAACGCUAUGCUUUCACACAUCCACUUACUAACACCACUGAUCUGCAGAUGGAGCGUUUUCUACAUUUAGAAAAUGGAUUCUGCUUCUGCUACCCUGUAAACAAACACGAGCGCUUGUGCUUUCCAGUGGAAUAGUGUGGGUUUCCCUUCUUUUGUCCUGCUGGGAGAGCUGAAUCAUGACACUUAAUAAUGCUGUCGUCCUACAGACUUUACUUCACCUCAUCAAGAGGAAGAAAUGACCAUGGCUGGCUGAACAGAAAGGUCAGGCCUCCAUACAGUCAGACAAAGAGAUACAGAAGUAAAAGUGCUUGGGUCAACUUGAAAACAAAUUAGCCACAGCGUAUCUUCUAGCAAAAGAAGCAUGAGAGGAUAAAAACUGCAUAUUUCAUUCAUGAGAACUGUUAUUAUAUUCAUACAACCUAAACACUUGCAGGCUCACAUUUACUAUAAUCUCUAUUGCUUGAAAACUUUCCAAACAGAUCUUUCCACAGUUUCAUGCAUGGAAAGGUUGUGCAAGUUAGAGUUAACACAGCUCCCUAUGCAGUAAAGCGGUAAGGCUGCAGUGACUGUUCCUGGCCUCUGUGUCUACAGUCAGAUGCUGCCGUUUGAUGUGAUUCAUGUGGAAACUGUGUAUGUGCUUGAAGCUCUAAGAUCUUUACACAGCUUCACCCCAAAUAUUUUCAACAGCUUGUAUUCCAGCAACAAAGGUAAAGAGAGAAAAAGAUGCAUUCAAGUCCAACUCUGAUUGUUUUUUUAAUAAUACAAAGUUUUCUUAUGGGUCUUUUAAUUGUGAUUAUGAAGAUUUAAGCCAAAAUCACGUCACCUGUGUCAUUUUCAAGAGCUUGUCUUCCACAGAGCUCCAGUAGCUCAUUAGCAUUUCUGAGUCGUGGGCAGAGACAGUGCAGCUCUGCGCACUCCUCCCUACACUAGCCUGUAGCCUAACAUUGUCUGUGUAGUGGAAGUGGCAGGUAUCAUAGGAGAUAUUCAGCUCUCGGACACUAAUGUCUUUGGAGACAUGAUGAAAUUUAAUAUCAUAAUUGGCCUUCUUACGAGUAUUGCAAUCCGCUAAUGCACACACUUGUUCCACGAUUGUCAUCUCUACUUCUCUGAGUGUGGCUUGCGUAGCAGGGCUCUGGGGGCGGAGCUUGGAACUGUGACAUAGGAAAUCUCACUCUGCCUGAGCCAGCCAUUUGGGCCUGCAAGAGAUUCAAAGCGAUUUGAAUGCAGAAAUACUCCGAAAUGCAAUUUUGCACUUAGUUUUCUCGUGAUCCUGUAGCAUCAGACAAAAUACCAUAUGAACAUAGAGACAACAAGAAAAACAUGAUUUUCAGGGGAGUGGGUCUUUAAGUGACACAUAGCAGCAUGGCAUGAGCAGCUUUUCAUACUCUGUAAGUGAAGAGAAAAACCAAUGCAAUGACCAAACAGCAAAGAACACUUAAAGUCUGGGUAAUCAAUAUGUACUUAAAUGAAAGUCUCCUUUCAUUCUGCUCCACGGUGCCUCUCAUGGAAGCACACUGUACACGUGUCCAGAGGGUUUUUAUCACCCUCCCUUAAAGGGAAAUCUAUGCUGAAGUAAUAUUUACUAAUUGCAUUUGCUGACAUGCUGGAGGCAUCAUUGGGCCAGUGGCUGUUGUAAACUAGAGUGUUCCACUAUCGCAACAUUUGUAGGAAUCCUUUUUAUAUUUAGGUCUUAAACAUACAGGAUCCCAAAUUUAGGUUUAGUGAUAGGACAUGGAGACGACUACCUCGGGGUUUCACAACAGAUGCUUCUAAAUGCUCCAACAGGAUUAUCAUUCAGAGAACUGAUGACCGUGCACAGUGCCAUAGAUGCUUGGCCAGUUCACCGAGUACCUAGUGAUGGAAGUGGCGGUGCAUUUAUUGCUAGGAGGACUUGAGGGAUUUAUUUAUAGCACAUAUUUCCACAGAGCCACUAUCCCCACUCAUUUCCAGAUUCUCACUGUAAUGAGUUUUUUUUUUCUACAGCUUUUUCCACCCAUCCUGUUUGCUUCUCCCUUUUUUGUGUGCUGUCUGGUAUACAAAACAUUUUGUUCCCUCUUUAUUUCUAUAUCUUACCUUCAUUAAAUCUUUAUACGGAGAACACUGUUUUGUUUCAGUGUCAGUCUGGUUGUCAGUACACAGAAAAUAGUACAGGUCAGAGCUGCUAGUAUCCCUGCUUUUCUAUGGGGUCACUUAUGCUGUUGAGAAUUAAUAGUUUUUGGUCUGGGGUUAGAACCAAGUGUUCAGCGCAGUCAGGAAAAAAAAAAAGAAGAUAUAAACAGAUUUAUACAAAUUUUGUUGUUUGGAUUUUUGCCUCAAUGCAAGUCAUGUUGCAUAGUUGCAAUGGACUAACAACUAGUGUACUGCCUAUAUUUUUUAUUCAUGACUCUAUUCAUGAAUAGACCUCAAAGCCAAGUUUAACAUGGAAAUACACAUUUUGUGUCUUGAUUCACCCCCAACUUACUGCAAGGUAGAAGUGAUUUCACUUGCAACAUGGCUGUGUGAGAAGUAAAAAAAAGAAACCUACAGUGUUAGGAGAAAUAAACGGCCAAAACCUACCCACCUCCAGAGACAGAGAACCACCGAUAUGUGAUUAAGGCAGCUGAUGUGGUACAGGGAAUGUUUGCUACCCACUUUGCCAUGAAACUGUCACAGUGCUGUGUGACACUCAGCAAGCAGUGGUAUAAUGAUGCAUAAUAAUGUGUUGUGUACAACAUUUCAGACUAGGCAGGAACAGCAGGUUAGCAUAUUAAUGACAAGCCAUUUUCUACACAUAAAAUACAUGCGUCUUGAGGCUUUUCACGGAUCAUAGCUGCAUAUCGAGAUCAGCAAUGACCAUAACAAAACAACUCUUUAUUUACUCUUCAUUUAGAGCUUCCUCAGGAUGCAACUGCAAUACAAACAGGGUAAAAAUGUAUAAAUUUGCAUCAUGAAUUCUUGCAUUUUCCCAUCUUUAUUAUGGUCCUCUCUCUUUGUCUGUUUUUUCUGCCUGUUUGUCCUUCCAAACUCUUCUGGGAAGCAGUUUGUGUUUGCAAAACUUGAGAAUGCUGUCUCACACAUUUUAAGUAUUUCUGUUUUGGUAUUCAUGCCAUUCUUGUGCAGUUUUUUUUUUAUUGAAGUUUGUCAAAAGUCAAACAGUAACUACUUGUGAGAGAAAAGGGAUGAUUGGAGAGUAUGUACUUGUUCUUCAAUACUGGUGAGGACCAAUUUAGGUGUUUGACCUGAGGGUUGAGAGUAUUUUUACAAAGUAAAAACAAUUUGUGUAGCUCCUACUUCUAUGAAGAGGUUUUUUUUGGAAGACACUUGUUUUAAUGGCUUAGGUGUGACUAAAGUUUAUUUAAAGUUAAAGAUAAGGGUUUGGGGUUAAGUGUGUUGCAGUGACACCUAAAGUAAAGUGCUGGGUAAUGCAUUGUGUGAGGUAAGUGGCAGAAAUGUAUGAGUAAACCCACAGUAAGUAUAGCUCCGUCGGCAGGUGACAUUAGGUUAACUUAUCAUAAUGUGUCAAACAUUCAUUAUCAUAGGAAGGCAUGCACGAAUAUUAUAGCUUCAACAUAAAGACUAUGAGUCACUCUUUUCUCUCUCGGGUUUCUCAUUACUGUCACCCAUGCAUAAUGCGUUUGCUGUUAAGGCUGCUUAAUGCAUGAGGAGUUAUUUAAAGCAAAGAAAAUUAUGUUUUAUAGGUAGUUUGACAGACAGGUGUACUUUUUGAUUACAUACUGGGAAACUGCGUUAAGUUGUCAGAGCAAAUGGAUUUAUUCAAAGAAUCAUUUUAGCUGUGUGCAGAGUUUGAAGGCCAAAUGCAUCACAGAUGCGUGUCGAAGGCAGUCCUAUCUCAAAGGCUCCUAUCUAAAUGCAGUCGAACCCGUCUUUUGUCAAGCCAAGCAAGUUGCAUCAUUCUUGGCACAACAAAUCCCUUCUUAGCAAAUGUAAGACAUUUAGAGAAAACCUGCCCAAAUGUAUUGGGAACUAGUCUCUGAUAAACUAUAAUCCUUGCUGAAGUGACUGCUCCUGAGCAGGGUGGCCAUGGUCAGCAAUGGAUCCAGCCUGAGGUGAAGCCAGUGCUGAUGUCUGCCUGGUGUCAGGCUCAGAGUAUGAAGGCAUGUCAGCGUGAACUUUUCUAACAACCACAGAAGCUUUAGACUGCCAGCAAACCCACAUUACCAGGCUGUGGCAGUGACUGUGUAAGAGACGUAGCAACAACCAUACAAAGCAGUGUGCAGGUACAAUGUAUGACGGUGUUAGACGCCAACACUGGGCACAGUAUGGCUGCAUGAUUAAUUGAUUUUAAAUCGUAAUCAGAUUAUUUGAUUGUGACGGUGUUAAAGAAAAUAUUAAAAUUGUCAAAUCCAUUCUCCUCUCUAUUAUGUCUCGUGCCCCCAGGCUACCGUAGGCUCCGCCUUCCUGCAAGAGCACUCCCCAGUUCCCACACACAGCAGAGUAAACAAACAUGGCGUUUACAAAAGAAGGCGAUAAUUUUGUGGCUAAAUGGGGCAAGAGCAAAUCAGUCAUGGAAUUGGUACAGCGUCGCAGUUUCAGACAAAGAGCAUACUACCCCCCGCUGCAAAGUCUGUCUGGAGGUCAGUAUCAACCCGUCCACACGUCCCCGUCCUGAAACAAAUUCAGGAGUCAACACGGGUUUUUUGUUGUAUCAGCGUUUCAAUCACAUGGACACAGCGCUUCAGGUGCCUGUAAUAGGUACUUUUUAAAAACGGGUACGAGAGUAAAUUAAUCCGUAAACGACUACCAUUUAAUCUCCGUCAGGACGCCUAUCUGCACCUCUCUUGAAAUUGAUUAUGUUACACACAGCGUAACUGCGCGUGUCUGGUCAAACGACCUCUAUGCUCCGUACUCUUCUUCUAUCUUUUGUGCAUUUCCUGGGUAGCGUUACAGCGCCACAUACUGGCUUUGCAUAUGCACUACAUGGUUUUCAGUGAUUUCGUUUGGGGAUAAUGAUAGAAAACCUUUUUAUUUUUAAGGUGAAGUUGUUGUUGAAUAAAAAAAUUGAAAUCUAAAAUCGAGUUUUCAGAGAAAAAAAUUAGAAUUUUAUUUUUGGCUAAAAUCGUGCAGUUUAAGUGCACAGUGUUCACUUGCUCAAGUCUUAUUUAAUAUAAAUGUGGAGAAAAGUAAUUCUUAAACAAUCUUAGAACCAAUGGCUCACUUCAUACUACUGAGCAGUUUUGUUUUUUUUUCCUUUAUCUUGUUUGUAUUUUCCGAUCUGGCAGGCUGAGUCUCAAACUUGAAGAAACAACACCUUCCUUUCUCUCUCUCUCUUUCUCUUAUACACGUUAUACCCUAAUCAAACACACGCACUCAGAGGCCCACCCACACACACAACCCUGGCAAUUUAACAAAGCGUAGGUCUCCCAUCACUCCAAUUACUAACGCCACACCUGUGACAAUAUUCAUUAUUAAGACCAUUAGACUUUGAACCUCUAAAAUCUAAUGAGAUCCCCGUUACAACUACAGCUUUAUACAUCUCCACAAAGCUGCUUGUCAUCUUUGCCUUUGCUUAAUUCCUUUGCCGAAACUUUGCAAUUCCGGCCUGUCUUAACAAUUAACAUCCUCCCUCCUCGUAUGUCUUUGUGGAGUAGCUUCUCAUUGUUAAUCGACAAAUCAGAUGCUGUUAACAGCAUAGGCGCUGCCGCAAACUGAACAUGAGCAUUGGAAAGAGGCCUGCAGGGAAGUAAAAGUAGAUUUGAAAGCAGCACAGCGAUAUGAAGAUCCUUAGUCUGAUCAUUACUCAAAGUGAGAGCAGAUGGGAGCCCUGGGUCAAGGAUUUGUCCCUUGACAUAUAGCGCAGUCAGAGUGUAUUAGAACAGUGACACAUCUUUUACUGCCUCUGGUCUGUACAGCAGAUGAAGAAUUUAGACACACAAGAUAAUAAGGUUAAAAGGACAAAGGUGAACUUUCAUUCAAAAGUGCUUACAUCAGGUGACCGACUUGAACAGUCCAGAGGACACAAGUCUCUGGCUUUUGAGGGAGUAUGGAUUUAUGCACCUUCAAAACAACUUAUCAGGAGUUUGAGCUGCGAAAACAUGAAUUAUACAAGUAAAGGUCGACCCAGAUGUCACUGUGCUGCAUUCAGGACAAAUUCAAGUCAAAUACCUUUGUAGAUUAUCAAGAACAGGCUGCAGUGGUUCAGUAGUCAGGUUCAUGCAUGUAAACCAGUUCAGGAAAUACAGUGUAAUACAAUACAAACAUAUUACAUAAGCACAGCAGUUGAGAAGCGUCUGUCAAAGCCAGAAUACAAGCCAAGCCAAUAUUUAUUUAUAUUUGAAUCUUUAGUUUACACAGGUGAUUACAGUGAGACAUGGAUCUGAUUUUCAGGACCGAUGCUGGAUAAACACAACAGAACAAUAACGGAUUUAGUCUAUUUUUGGAGACACCAGAGGGCAAAGAGUUGAACUGUGCACCUGUUUAAGGAUUUCCAACGCAUUUGGAAAGGUGAAGUUUCUGUGCUGAUGUGUUGAUCCAUCUGUCACUGCCCCCCGCCCAGCUACCCGUACAGAAGUUGAGCCCAGCCUUCAGUAGCAACACUACACUUGCACAUGCACACCAUAUAAAUGUGAAUACUCCGAAUAUGAAUUAUUCAAACACCUUACCCUGAUAGCCACGUUCUGACUGAAAGUUCCUCGCAGGACCUGUAACAAAGGGAACAUGUUCGGUUUGAACUGCGGUAGUUUGUUAUUGGCCGGACAUGCUGUAAAGUCAAUCAAUCAAUCAAAUCAAAUUUUAUUUACAUAGCGCCAAUUCACAACAGUUGUAAAGUGCGGGGAAAUGUCUAACCUAAUAUUUGAUGGCGCAACAAUAUCACAUCAUCUGCUUUCCACUUCCUUGCUGUGGUUUCUGCCACUGUUGAGGAUAUGAAUGAGAGUGAGCGAGCGGUUUCAAUCAACACAAUAUAAGAAAGACACAGCACAGAGAUGAAUACAUGGUUUAAUAUGACGUCAUGAUGUAACUACUUCUAUACGUGUUUUUCGAAUUCAGCACGGAGCAGCUGGAGUCACUAGACCAAGGAUUUCCUGUUUUAAGAACAGAUUUAGAGCUUUCUUACCUCUAUGAUAAGCUCUGAAAAACUCUGACAAGUUGACUUCUGUCCAAUUAUGGCAGUUUGUUUAUGUAGUUAUGUGAAACAUGAUCGUGCACCAAUAGGGAGUGUUUUCUCAUGAGAGUCAACCAGAUGUUUUGAUGAUGUUUGUGUAUCUGACUCCCUGUCUUCCUCAAUCUGCCCUGUGCUAAUUGAUGUGUUGUAGAAGCCUGUGCCUCUCUGCUGCAGAAGACUCUGUACUGCCAGAACUAAAACAGAGGGCAAACCAAUGCAGUGGAGCCAGCUCAGACAUACCAAAUAGAUCUGGUUGAAUUUAGGGCUCAGAUCAGUCCCCCACGCUAAAAGCAGUUGCUUUUGACUAAAAUAACACCAAGGAAUUUCUCCCUGCAUUUAGAAACAUCAGCAGUGUUCGUAGUGAUACUUAUAUGAUGAGUUUUACAAUGAGCUGUUUGAGCUUCAGUGAAGUUUUAAACUUUUUGAUGGUUUGGUAGAAGGAUGUCAGAAGUCAAGGCGCUGAAACCUUGAUACUUUAUGGACUUUGAUACCCCUGCAUUGCUGUACACAAUCGCUGAAUAAAAUAAAAUAUUGUUGAGUAUUCCUCAGACAGGGGAGGUGUGUCUGAGAGGGCAGGUUUAUUUGGAGGGGACUUACUUUUUGAUAUGAAAACCUCACUGUGAAAGGGCACCACCUUAUUGAAAAAAAGAAAAAAAAAAGUUAAAUUCCAAUAUAUCCCUUCUCUGCAAUAUACACAAUAUUGCAGCACAAAAAUACAGGAAUUUAUAUGCUUAAAAACAAUUAGAAUUUUUAAAUAAGUCAGUUUACUUGUAAUACUUUUUUUGAUCUUUCAGUCUAUUCUCUGCUGCAGCUGUCACAGUUUCUAUCAAAGGGCUGAACCCAGUGUUGGUCAGUUCGUUUCUUACCGUAAACAGAACCCGACGGUUAAAUGAUAAAAGAAAAAAAUGCAAACAUGUGCAGAUAUUAAAUAAUGCAUUGGUUAUAGGUCAUUGGUCUUGGAACAGAACCAGAACCCUUACCAGUCCAUUUCAUUUACAAUCCCUCAGUUAAAACAAAAGAACAGAGUACUUACACAAAUUUAGCUCAAGUAGCUAAAGCUAAAUCAAACAUAAACACAACAUAGUAGAGUUAUUUGUUCACAGAACGCAAAAAGAUCAUUCAUUUUCAAAAACUUACUGGAAAAGCAGGCAGAGCUGAGGGAAACUCGCUGUUGUUUUUCUGCGUGCAAAAAUGGCGCGGUGCAGACGGAUUCACGUCAGUGCCGAUCGGUGCGCAUGCGCAGCUGCUUCUUCUUCUUCUUCUGUUACAUUUCCGGCAGAGUACACGCUACAUUUUCAGCCGUCUUAAACAACCAGAUGAACAGAUGCGUCCAUUUUUGUAGUCAUCUCUCAGUGAGAGUCAACACUCUUGACCGCGCUAGCAACACAAAAGAACUACAACAGUGGUUUGUCUUCCUGUCACCACCGGAAGUGAAAAGCAUUUCUCCCCUUCAAGCCGGAAGCGCGGAUACACCAUUUUAUGACAUUCUGUAGUUUUUAAUCAUUUCUGGAGUCGUGGCGAAUCAAAUCACUAGUGAUGGCGAGAUGAAGCCUCAUGAAGCAUCGAAGCUUUCCAUCCAAUUACUCGCCUCCUGGGCCGAAGCUUCAUGGUCGUGCUUCAUUUGCUCUGUUGCGCCAUCAAGUGGACAAUAAAUGUAAAACAGACAGAGUGAUAAACCAAAGACACCCCGAGGCUUUGGUGCGCGAAGCUUUGAAUCCAAUGAAUGAAUGGAUGUGAUGCCGUGUGUUUGUGAUACAAUACAGAAAUGAUAAAGUUAUUAAUAUGGUGUUUGUCUUUAAGACACAGUUGCAGUGUCAAAAAGGGGAAGAGGACACAAAUUAUCGAGAGGGUUGUGAUGUGAAUGUGUUACUUAGUUUGUUGUUCGUACUUUUGUUACGGGGACAACAAAUAAAACAUAAACAAUUCAUUUAUAUUUAUUUAUUUUUAUUUAAAAACAACUUUUCAACAAGUCUCGAGUCUAUGGAUUGUGAGUGGGGCAGGACUCCAUUGCGUUUCGCUGCCUGUUAAAUCAUCCGCCAAACCCGUGAACCGUUUCUUGAACCAGUCACGUGGUAUAGCCGGGUAGCGAGGCUUCGGACGUCAUCAUUUUUGGCUCCACCCCUACAUGAAGCAAGCCUCGAUACGCGCUUCGCGGAAACGCCCCCUUCAUUACUCGACACACGCUUCGAAGCCUCGGCACUGAAGGACACAUCACUACAAAUCACCAUACCUGUCUGCCUCUGAUAGGCUAAUAAAGCGCUCGGAUUCAUGCUGGGAUCUUGCUGCUUCAAGACUAAAGUAAACAAUGAUGGAGGCAGAGAGCAGCUUUGGAGGAGAAACAUGCAGCAGUGUGAACAACCUCUUCAUAUGGAGGUCUUUGGUUCACACUAUCGGCGUUUUCUGUGAGUGUUGCAUGACUUUGGGUGAGCACAGACAUGAACACACUUCAGCCACGUAUUUAUUUAUUCAUUUUUCUAGUUUAAAGUGCUGGUCUUGUACUGGAACUAUACAAGGGCAGCUGUAUACCCUUUCAACACUGUGUUGAAUGGACACUUUAUUAUGACUGCCACUUGUUUUACAGAAAGCAAAUAGUAUAUAUACAUAUACACACACACACACACACACAUAUAUAUAUAUAUAUAUAUAUAUAUAUAUAUAUAUAUAUAUAUAUAUAUAUAUAUAUGUGUGUGUGUGUGUGUGUGUGUGUAUAUAUAUAUAUAUAUAUAUAUAUAUAUAUAUAUAUAUAUGUAUAUAUAUGUGUAUUUAUAUAUAUAUAUAUAUAUAUAUAUAUAUAUAUAUAUAUACAAAAUAUUACAAAAACUCACUGUCCUCUUCUGCAGGUGAUUCCAACGACACAGCACUGAACGGUGUGUGGCAGGAGUAGAAACACUCCAUGGUCAUGGUUGUGUCAGCUGUACUCAUGAGUUCUUACAAUGGUCUCCAUGAAAACAUUCUGUUCAUGUAUCAUGCAAAUGCAAACUUAGCAUGCACAGCAGUUGGUCUGUAUGCUCAAGCGAGGGGCUGCAUUAAAUUAAUAUCUGGCAGACUUUUAUCGUAGAUCAAUCCUGGUUAACAAAGAAGUGGUGAUAGCAUGAUCCUGGGAUUUGCACAUCACACUUGCCAUGGUCAAAUAAAAAUCCUUAAGCUUCCCUCUGCUGACAUGUGAUUCAUGAGUUGAAGAAAACCAGAGUUGUUGGUUGCUGUCUCAAAAAGGCUUGAGUCGGUGUUUGAUUGCUGUCUUUCAGGACAAAAUAUGGCAACAAGAAUAAAAGUCAUUUGGCCGAAAGGGGCCUCUUGUACAGCACUGUUUAUUGGCUGCAUUCAUUAACUUAACCUGAACAUGCAGACAGCAUGUUUGUGUGUGUACAUUUACAUGGCAGUUAAAAAAGAAACUUAAUUUAUUUAUAGCCCAGGCCUUAGAUUGACUGUUGUUCUCCACCUGAUUUUGGGCUUCCACUUUCAGCUCUUCUUCAGUGAAGAACACAAUAAUAGCAGAAUUCACACGCGUGUGAGGUUGCAAAUUCAAGAAGAAAAGUCUGCCUUGGCCUUAUCCAUUCAUAUGAUUACUAAUCUCUUUUAUAUUCUGUGCUACUAAUAUGCAGCCAGUUUUGUCACUUCUCAGCAUGAGAAAUAAUAUGUGUGGUGUGUGAGCCUGUGAAUUAGAGAUUUGAGAGCCCUCCUAUUACAGCUGCUUUUAUCAGUACCAAUUCCUUCCCUACAGACAGUGCUCCUUUUCUUUUACUGGGUGUUUUCUUUUAUUGCUGGGAGGACACUAUUGCUCUGCAAGGUUGUGUGGUGUCUCUCUUAACAUCACUCUUCACUUCAAUAUUUCAUCUGUAUUUCCUCUUUUAUGAAUAAUCUGCUUUUGUAAUUUGUGACAAAAGAUCUUGACUUCUAACAUUGUAAAUCUGUUUGAAAAGUUGUGAAUCCCUUCCAGCAUAAACAAAAAGAUAGCUUUAUGGAGCAUCUAUGACCUAUCUGCAAUUAGCAUCUUAAAACAUGACUUGAUCUUUAGUAAAUGCACUAAAUUUUUUCCAUCUCUCUCUUUUUCUCUCGCAGGUCCAUUGCUGUCUGAUGGCCGACUGACGCACCUCCUCUUUCCUCUCCUCCUCCUCCUGCGGGCUCCCCUGUUGUUCAGCUUUGUUGAACGUACUUGUCCAAAUAGCUGCAGAUGUGAAGGGAAAACUGUCCAUUGUGAUUCAGCCGGCUUCCUAGAUGUCCCUGAAAAUGUCACAAUAGGCUGCCAAGGCCUCUCUCUGCGUUACAAUGAACUGCACUCACUGCUACCGUACCAGUUUGCUCACCUCGGCCAGCUUCUUUGGAUAUACUUGGAUCACAAUCAGAUUUCAACCGUUGAUAGUCGAGCUUUCCAGGGGGUUCGCAGGCUUAAAGAGCUAAUACUAAGCUCCAACAGGAUCAAAUCCCUGCACAAUUCAACAUUUCAUGGAAUUCCCAAUCUCCGCAGUCUGGACUUGUCCUACAAUAAAUUGGAAAACCUGCAGCCAGGCCAAUUCCAUGGCUUGAGAAAGCUGCAAAACCUACAUCUGCGGUCAAAUGGUCUCUCCAACAUCCCAAUUCGAGCGUUCCUGGAGUGUAGAAGUUUGGAGUUUCUAGAUUUGGGCUACAACCGAAUCAAAGCUCUCACCCGCACUACCUUUUUGGGGCUACAGAAGCUGAUGGAAUUGCAUCUGGAGCACAACCAGUUCUCCAGAAUCAACUUUUUUCUUUUCCCACGCUUGGCAAACCUAAGAUCACUUUACUUGCAGUGGAACCGUAUCAGGGUAGUCAACCAAGGCCUGCCAUGGACUUGGUAUACUCUGCAGAAGCUCGAUCUGUCUGGGAACGAAAUCCAGACUCUGGAUCCAGCUGUGUUUCACUGCUUGCCAAACCUCCAAGUUCUCAAUUUGGAAUCCAACAAGUUGUCCAAUGUGUCUCAGGAGGCGGUGUCAGCUUGGAUCUCACUGACCUCCAUCAGCCUGGCUGGGAAUAUGUGGGACUGUGGACCUGGCAUAUGCCCUCUGGUGGCUUGGCUGAGGCAUUUCCGGGGUACUAAAGACACCACUAUGAUAUGCAGCAGCCCAAAGUUCCUCCAGGGAGAAAAGAUUAUGGAAGCUACAAGAGACCAUGGUAUUUGUGAGGAAACUGAUUACGUUCUGACUGAAACCCCAUCCCCAAUGUCAGAGCUCAUUUCCGAGGCCACGGCUGAACCAACUUUUCCUCCCACUAGCAGCUCUCCACCUUUGCCACCAACCCUCAUCUAUGGUCCUCUCCCACCAUACAGACCCCGACCGAUCCCUCAUCCUACCUUUCCAGGUCAUUUGAGCAAAGAUCCAAGAGACUCAGUUGCUCGCAGUAGACCAACUCACAUACCACCCCCUGAGAUAGAGCACAUGACUCUGCACAAAGUGGUGGUGGGCAGUGUUGCCCUUUUCUUCAGCAUGUCCCUACUCUUGACAAUUAUCUAUGUGAUGUGGCGGCGCUAUCCAGGUGCGACUAGGUUGCUGCAGCAGCGAUCCAUGGUGGGACGGAAGCGUCGCAGAAAGAGUCCAGAGCCAGAGCAGAACCUGAGCACCCAGCUCCAAGAGUAUUACAUGAGCUACAACCCCGCUGCCACGCCAGAGGCAUUGGAGGUGCUGGGCAAUGGCACAGGUUCCUGCACUUGCACAAUUUCUGGCUCCAGGGAGUGUGAGGUAUGAUCCAUCGCAUCAGCCUAAAAAUAAAAUCUCAAAAUCAAAACACAAAGACCCAACAGAGAGGUAAAUCUUUUAUCAAAUAUGCCCCCCUGUAAAAAAAAAACACUGUUGAAUCACAGUUGAGCUCCCCUUACACUUGAUCCAUAACAUGCUUGACCUCAAAUGUUAGAUUGUCUCCAAUUAUUCAAGCUGUACUUCUUAAACCUGAGGGUGGAAAUGGAAAAUAACUUAUCUGAUAAAGGGGGAGAAAUGCAUAACCCCAGUUUACAAGGGUGGGACACUGUGUAACAUGUUGAAUCAGAACUUGAAGGUUUGCAGAUCAUCUAAACCCUUUAUAAUACUGAAAAUGAUUCAAAGACAACAUGUUGAAACUGAAAAAUGCUUUUGUUAAAAUCGAUGCCAGCAGCACAAUACAAAAGACAAUUGGACAGGCACAUUAAUAUAUGUGUUGUUCAGAGUAGUGCCAGGUGUUUAACUCACCAAUGCCAUUGGCACUUCAGUAUCAUGGAUGUCGGCUUUUGGGCUGCGCACUGAACAAGCAGGUCGCUCUCCUCUGCAGAGCACAGGGUCCAUGAUAUCCAAAAGAGUGUUAGAUUUUGAUAUUUCAUACUACAAGGAUCCACUCCAUCUAACUCAAGCUAGGGCUCAGAGAUCAUGUAGUCUCUUCUUUGCAUAGUAGUCUUAGCUUGCUUUUGUCGCUAGGGCUAAGGAGUGCAUCCACAGCUAAGGGUUUUCAGAAGUGAUUUUACUACCCCUACAGAGUCACAUCAGAUUUCAGUGGCGCCUGAAGGCCUGAAGAUCAGGGAAAGGCACCAAGUAUUGAUUUGGCCAGAUUCCAGGAACAGUUCAAUGAAAUGAUGUACUGGAGAUAAUGAAAUCCUAAAAGUCUGUGCAAAUUUUGAAUCAGUACUGAAAUUGUUGAGCAGAUUGCCCACACCGUCUCUUACAGAUAAGUGCAUCUCUUGACAUUUUUGCUUCUGGGGGACUCAGCCUCUCUAGAUAGCCCCCCUUAUACUCAGUAAAGUUACUUUUGGAAUGAAGCUGAUUAUCUGGCUGAUGUUUCUACUUUUUUGUUUGCAUUCUGUAACUUUUUAAGUGUUUCUUUGUCCCUGUCCCAACUUUGUUGGCACAUUUUUUUAGCAUCAGAUUGAAAAUGAGCAUGCAUUUUGAUAAAACAAUCACAUUUUGCAGUUAAAACACAAUUGGAUUAAAUGUAGGGCUUUGAUGAUUUGCAAACCUUCUCAUUCUGUUUUAUCAACAUUUUACACAGCAUCACACCGUUUUUUGGAGGCGAGGUUGUACCUCAUGGCUCCAGAGGAACACCAUGUAUUAUAAAUCAAAACUGAACAGUGUUCUCUGAUUGAAUUUUUAAAUAGCUUUUUGGCUCCAGUAUUUUUUUGCGUUAUAAACACGAUCUUAGUUUGUUGUAGUAGCUCUAGAGGAGGAUGAAUAAUUGGACCUCAUCUAACAAUUUUGUAGACACCGCACUUCCAGCAUGCCAUUGCUCAUGCAUGUUUUAGGCUACUUGUUUGGCAUGUGUUUUAUUGUACUCUGUGUGCAAAUGUGUGUGAGUGUGUGUCUGCUCAAGUGUUUAUGGGGGGGCUAAGUGUGGGAUCCAACCACCCAAACUGUCAUACUUCUGAUAAGUUUGAGAGUCGCAGCUUUAUCAAUUUGCACAAAAUCAGAGCGGGGGGGGAUCCAGUGCAUUUGUAUUGAUCAGCAUUGUUGGGCUUUUGCUUUCAUAUAUGCCAUGCAGGCAGUUGCUGGAGGGGAAACUAAAAAGUGUUAAUGCAUUCAUUAGGAGGUUAAACAUCUUUAAUAGUUGAUUAAGGUUUGUGAUCUCCAUGGUCUUGUGUAUGGAUUUGCCCUGCAUCUGCCCUUCAAUGGGCUGUUUCUCUGGAACAGAGCACACUCCCCUGUUGUGAGGGGAGAUUUAUGGUAAUCUGCACAGAGGCAAGGCAUCCCGGUAAUCCCAAAGCUUAUGAUGUGGCUUAAAUGUGGAUCCCUCUGCUGUGAUAAGGAGUAUAUUUAUAAACCAGGGCAAUUACAAUCGCCAGCCUGGAAACUCUGAAAUGCAGGUAGUUGCUGUUGAAUCUCAAGGGACAUGCUUUCAAAAGAACUUGCAGCAGAUACUGAAGGGACAUCUCUGUUUCACCAGUGGGUUCACAAAUGAGGGUUCACAUUUACACAAGAAAAAUUUGGGUUGUGUCCAUUAAGACAAGUACAUUUGACCAAAAUAAGAAAAAUAUCUAACACCGCUUAAAGCAUUUUGAACUAUAACUUCUGAAAGUUGAGCCCAAUUUGGCUUCAUAAUAAUAACAGACUGUUUAUGCACGAUGAGAAUUAGGCAAAUUAAUUGGACUAAUGUGCUUGUCCAAGCGUUCGAGCACUAGGCAAGAUAUCAUUUAUUGACAAAAGUAUGUCUGCCCCCCCUCCAUUGGUAAAUACGCCCUCUUUCAGUCCGUAACUGUCAGACUUUCUAAUCUAAUCUAAUCCAGUUUAAUCUAAUCAUGUCACACACAAAAACAAUCAACAAACAAGACUUUAUAUUGCUGUAAUGUUUGGUCCAUACUUGAUAGCUUCGUCUUGCAUACGUCCCUUCUUCCUCUGAGGUUUUGUUCGCUACCCUGGUUUCCAGCUAUUAUGCUGGGCUGAAGCCUGGAAUACAAACUGUGCAGCAGAAUGCCCAGGCUGGCCCAGGUGGAAGCAUGCCAAAGAAAAAUUGACCCUCAAGCACUUUAUUCACUGUAGGUAUGCUAACCUUACUGCAAGACAUGUAACCUAAUUUAACUAUUUUUCAAACCCAGUCAAAGUAAUUGAAUUUUCAACAUCAUGUACAUGAACAGAGAGGGUCAAAAUGCAAUACUCAAAUGUUGCUUUCAAGUGUGCAGGAAUAUGUUCAAUGAUAUUUGAACCACACAAAUAUUUGACAUAAAGAGUCAAGUUUUAUUUGAUGCACUGAGCUGAUAGACACCUCUAUAAUUUCUUCUUACUAUGCAAAACAAAUUAGUGUUUAUCAUGUAUUGAUUGGAAUUAUUUAAAAUGAAGCCUUAGAGUAAAAAAAGAGAGUAACUUACUUCACAGCUCUUAAUAUUUGACGCUGUUGGAAUUGAGAUGUUUCCUGUGGAUUAUGGAAACAUGUCGUUUAAGAGCAGUUUAGAAAGGCAGUCAGACUGAAUAGUAUUUGGAGACUAAAUUGAUUUCUACAGCUUCACUGAAUAAAUACAUGACUUCUCCUAACAUACCGACAGAUUUUCAUGCAUGAAAUUAAAGUUUCAGUUUACUUUCUUUAUGUAUAAUCUGUUAAAGCAGUACAUGACUGGGCGCUCAUUUGGAAUAGAUUGAACAAAGGCUACGGUCCAGAGGCAGUAAAGGGGUGAAACCUCUGUUAUAACUAGAGCCAAUUAGGGUUCUAUUCAACCCAAGUCUUUAUUCAAAUUCAGCUAUUCUUCUGCAGUGAGUCCCCCUUCACUUCACAUAGUACAUAUGCUCUCUUGACAAGGAACGGAAGUCUUUAACAAAAUCAGCUCCUGCUAAAUUUAGCGUGUGAGGUUGAACACUACUUGCAUUGUCAUCCAAAAACUACUAAAAAAACCAUAAAAUAAUAAUGCUUUGGUUUUGUAAGCACAGAACAGUCUUUCUGAGCCUAGUCAGGGACAUCUGCCCAGUUCUGAGCUAAUCUCCAGAGAUCAAAAAUGCAGUUGCAGAAUUUUCUUAGAAAACCCAGAUGGAGAGUUUGUUCAGUGUGUGAAACUCCAACAAAGUCUCACUAGAGAUGGAGAACUCUGCUGGGUAAUUGAUCCUGUGCAGCGCUGUUAUCCUCAUUAUUAUUAUUCUAUGAGAUUUUAUGACCCAAGUCCAUUUGGGACGCUGAAAUGAUCCUCUCCUUUGGAUUCAUUCAAUCAUGGUUUACAAAGACAGCAUCUCUGAGCACACAGCUGACCAGUUUUACUGAGGUCGAGUCUGUGGAAUAUUAGCGAGCUGCACUUUUGAACUUUAAGAGCAUCCUUCCAGGUAAUUUUCCAGGAAAAAUAAAGACAUUAGGAAGAUUCAAAAACUGUCAUUUUUGUAUAAUCAAUUUCAGACUGCUAUGCUAUGAAUAUAGCACGCCAUACACAAAAUGACAUUAUGGCGUGCUGGUUUAUUUUGAGACCCAUGAGACACCGACAGACCCAGGCUCAGGCGGUGGUAUGUGCAGUCCUUUGCCUGCUGUGUUAGUCAUACAUCUGGCACCAGUGCUCAGCUUGACUGCAAUUUUCUCCCCAACACAAGCAAUGUUCUGAUUCUCUCUUCCGACACGGCAACAUUUCUGUAGCAAUCAUCGUCAGAGUGUUUUCUCCCUCUGCAUAACCUUAAUCCAAAUCUCAUCAUCUAAAAAACAAUCUGUCCUUUUCAAUAGCAUUGAAGGGUGUCAACAGCGGUUUGUGGAUUAUUAGCAGGGCGGGGGUUUCUACACUUUCCUUAUUUCGGCCCUUUAAUAAUUGACUGGCAGGCGUAAGCCUUGUUUAGCGUGAUGAAAGGGAAAUCUUGUUGGCCGACAUAGCUGGCUGUCUUUUAUUGCAGGCCUGUACAGUGCCAGCAGUCCCUGUGGAAGGCAAUGUGGAAGAACAAAAGCGAACACAACCCAUUUCCCCGUCGGUGGCUCAGAUACAGCAAGGUAUUGUCAAGGCUGAAUCUGAAUUGAGUCGAAGCCCACCAGGAAAGAUUUGAUGGGGGGUUUUUCACACUUUUGUCCCGCAGGCUUUGGGGCUAAGACAUCACAACACUGAAGACUGCAGAAUCCUCGACAGGUGUUAUCAUUUAUUCAAUCUUACCAGACCUCUGUUCGAGUUAACUCUGGAUGCAGCUUUCAGUAGCUCCAUGAUACUAAUGUGCACUGCGCACCUGAAAAUAUCCACAGUGUCUGGAAGAGGUUCAUGUGUGAAAACUAACGUCUGAAUCCAUUCACUCCGACUUUAUCCAGACUUUUUUCCUGCCAGGCCCCUAGUAAAAGUCAGCAUGAGGCUGGAGUGAGACAGUGUGUGAACACAGCCGGUUGUAGUCUGGAACAUUCACCGUGGGUGAGUGGGCGGGAUGGUGUUCACAUUAAGUCCUCUGCUUUGUAGUUUUCGCUACUCACUCAUUUGUCUGUAUUAUGUUUUCUACGACUGUGUUUGCACCACGGGAACCUCAUUAAACAUGUUGUAUUGAUAUAAACUCAGAAAAUGUCACCCCCUCCUCCUGCAUGCUUACCCGUGCUCUGACUGAUCUGAUAUUGGGUGGAAAUGUCAGGGGUUCAUGUGUAAAAGGGGCUUUAGUGCACUGAAUACGAAUGUAAACAGAUGGGAAAUACAGUUCAUGUCUUCUCUAGAGGGUAAUUGGGAAUGGCUGAUGCUGCAUCAGCUGCUACACCAAGAAGAAAAAAAAGCACGAAAGUGGGGACAAAGUAGUCCCCGGUUGACUAUCAGUGCUUGCAAACAGAGGACAUUACAAUCUGCUAAUUAAAAGGGAGCAUGUAGUGUGUUAUUUGAUGUCUGGAAGGGCUGAAAAAAAAAAGUAAUUUUAUCAUCAAAACUGAGAUUUUAAAGAGUGCAACACUCAAAGUGCAAGAGUAUCUAGUAUGAUUAACAAGCUUCCACAUGUGGGAGUGAGGGAAUAAGGGCAAUAUGUGAGGAAACUGAGAUUCUUGUCGUCUGUGAUUUAAAAUCAAUUUGGAGAUUUCAAAAGAGGCUGAGCUAAUCUUCAAAGAGGGACAGUGUUUGAGCACAUUUUGGAUUUGAGAGCUUGAUUAGAAGCAUUCCCAGAUGAAAGUGCAUCAUCACCCGCAGACAAACAUUAGAGAGGGGUUCGCUGAACUCUGCCUCUGACUGACAGGCUGACAAAGGAACGCAAAAAGCACAAAUGAUGUGACUGUAGCCAGCUCUGAAUGGGCAGAAGGAAUAAACUAGAUCUGCUGAGUCACGUCUGUUUCAAUUUGACAGAAAUGCAACCGUACAAAGUUGUCAGUAAUGAUGGAUUUCCCUUUUAGAGGCCUUGAAGCACUAAGAAAAUCCUCCAACAGGGAUUUGACUUUUUUUUUUGCUUCUCAAAAGUCAGUAGAUAAGCUUCACCUUAGAUUUUUCCAAGGCGAUGUGGUGAAAGCCAGUGAGUUGAUAUUACCCUUAAGUCUUAUACCUUCAGGCUGACAGAUCAACUCCAACAUUCUUCCAAUUGCAAGAACUCUCAGACCUCGUGAAUGAUACAAGAGGUCUGACCCCUGAGUCUGAUCUUGGCACGCCUGAAAUAGCUCUGGGAAUAGGCAGAACAUGAGAUAAAUAGAUCAAUCAAUCAAUCAAUCAAUCAAACAGUCUUUAUACAUACAGACCAAACUCACAACAAAUGUUAUCUCAAGACUCAUAUCACAUCAGACCUAACUCAUACGCUGACUCUAUAGCGUAACUUAUUUGUAGCUGUCUUUAUGUCGUUAUAUUAAUGUGGAUUGAAUAACGAAUUCAUACUUGGCAGGUUUUUUUUUCUCCUCAUAUCAAACCUGAUUAAACAGAUCAGAUGGAGACAAAUAUUUUCCAUUAACAAUAAUAGAUCAAAACUCAGGUUCAAUCAUUUUGUUUCCCAUUUGUUGGUAUUAUUAAACUGUUUUGUCAAAUGCAAAAAUCAGCAGCAACAGUAACAAGUGGAAAAAAAAAAUCUGUCCAGUCCUGUUUUCCUGCAAGGUGAAGUGACCAGCCCACUGCUGAGCAGUUGAGAUGUUUUAGAUCAGACUGGCAUGUUUGGAUACAGAUUUUAUGUUAAGCACAUAUAGUGAAGUGCAAGCUGAAGGUUAACAGGUAUCAUAAAGAGUUGUGUGAAUCUCAAAUGUGCCGACAAUUUCAUGACUGAAGUAUCUCUGAAUACUUGUGUAUAAAACUCUAAGCUGUAUUUAGGUAUAAGUGCACACAUUGACUUUGACUGCUGGUAGAGUUUUUAAAAGCUUUGUCCCCUCCUUGAAAUGACUGUUUCAGACCUCUCAGGGGAGGAUGUGAUGGUGACGAUCUUAUAUUGAUAUACUGUUAUUAACCGGUGUAUCAAAUUCAUACGGGGUCUCUGUGUGUAAAGUGCCUAUCAUUAUCAACCAAUCCUCUUUACGUACAGUCACCAGUUUGGGAGUAAACGCCUUGUCUAAACUAACUUGAAACAGCAGGUCAAACCUCCAUUUUCAGUAAAAAAACAACAUCUGUUUUUUACCCCUGAACCACAGCAGUUAGGGCUUUGACAAUAUCAGAAUUUUACUUUACAAUUAUCUUGGCUAGAAAAUAUCCAAUAAUUAUAUUACAACGUUAGAGAAAAAGUUACAAAACCAAAAUUCAUACAAUUAAUCCAUAAACAGGGUACAAAUGUAAUUAGCUAUUCACAAUGAUGUUCAAAUUCAUGAAUUGUCUAUAUCUCUAGCCCUGGGACUAAGAAGAUAUCGACUUAAAAACAUUGCUUGUCAUGCUUUUAUUUUGACACUUGUCUCUGUCUUACAUUUAGGUUGCUUUAUUUCCUGCAUGGUCAAACGAUGCUUUUAUUUUGGCAGCUCAUAGUUUAAGGAAAGGGUGGUCAGAAGUAUAAACGGUGUUUAGUAACCUGGAAGCUGUUGUUGAAUGUCAGUUUUUAAAAAUGCUUAGUCAUGACAUUAUCAUUUUUUUAUUUGUAGGAUGAUAUCAAUACUGAGAGUUUUUUUUUUAAAGAUGAUUAUUGUUAAAGCCCUCAAUCAAAAUGUCACACCUUUGCAAAAACAACAUGUUCUGUUGUUGCUCCCUCAUGUUUUAGCAGAAUAAAACUCCUUUCUGCUCAGUAAAAUCAGUAUGUUAGCUAGAAUUAAUCAUCUCCAUGAAGGUUUAGUCCUACAAUUACUCCUGCUUACAAAUAUUCAUAUUCAACAAACACUUUUCUACUCCUACUACACUUUCUCUUUUUCUCUCCAUCAUGAUAGGUUACUCAUCUAUCAUUUUUUUAUUGUAUUUUAAUAAAAAUGAGUCUAAAACAAUCAAAAGGACAACAAGUACAUGCACUGCCUACUUAUAUCCCAUAUCAAACCAGUUUGUUGUAAUAUUAGUUCAGGAAAAAUUACAGCUCACCCAUUUCCAGUUGAAGCUUUGAUGAAAAAAUAUGUUAUGAGAUAGAAAUGGUAAUCAGGAUCGACUUUCAUUUGUCUGAGUUAACCAUGGUGCUUGCACCGAGGGCAUGCCAUCUGGUUACUCGCUCAUUUGGUCUCCAUGUUGCUCUGUUGGUCUGAACGAAUGUGCAAGUCUUCCAGUCAUUUCCUGAAUCUGACACAAACGUCCCCAAACAGAAGCAGGGAGAGCUGAACACAGAGUGAUCAGGAACUUUACCUUAUAUUGAGUAUUGAUCAGUAGGAAACUCAGUAUCAUAGGUCACAACAGAGAUCUAAAAAAACAGUUUAAUUAUUGUAAAUAAUCAAAGUGAUGAUCCUGUAAGGCAGCAGCUCUGUACAAGCAGUACAUUUUAUAUUGUUAUUGGUCCAUCUUUCUUUUAUAGGCAAACAAAAAGAAUCAAAUUAUCCUAAAACACGUGUUUACCUGAAGUGCUGUGAAGAAAACCAGUGAAUAUUGGCAUUAAACUCUUGAAGUUUUCAGUUCUUCAAUGACAACAACAAAAAAGGACGCUCUCUAAGUGCUUCACGUGGGCCAAGCUCUAUAUUUGGAUGGCACUUUUUAACGAUUUUUCUGAAUACAAGACUGCAGUCCUGCGCUGACAAGAAAGAGUGGCCUUGAAAACUUAUUAGAGAAGUAAAAAAGUACAAAUGAGAUGUGUACAUUUCACUGUUAUUUAUUUUAAAGUGUUUGUGGCUCCAAUGCUGAACCAAAAAGCCCCAAAUACAGUUUAUAAAAUGACAAUAGAGUCUCUCAGUUUAUUCAUACUCACCUUGUGUGAAACCUUGGGCUGUAGAUCACAGCACAGACACUUGAGAAUCGCACAUUAUUUGCAGAAAACAAGUUAUUAAAAAAAAGACAAAGUGAAAUUGAAUAAUUUCUCAGGGUUCACCUGACUAUUUGUCACACUGGUUGAAGAACACUAACCUCCCCGAAUCUCAUUAGUGUUUGAUCGAAGGUUCACAGAGGUUUAGUACCCAUCAUUUGUACAGGGAUCUAUAAAUACCUGUAGAUACACAUUGCUAGAGAUUCACAGUCAAUAUAAUAGACAGAUGUUAUGAAUCUAAAGCAUCUCGUCCUUGAAGGGUGAGUAUAUGGAUAGAAUUACUGUCAUGGAAUUUCAAAAUCACAAAAGCGGCUGAAGAAACCAGUAUUAACUAACUGUGGAUGUCGUUCUCUUGUUGCAGAACAAUCUGAUUUGCCAGUUCACGUCUCUCUCUCUCUCUCUCGCUCUCUCUUUCUUUUGGAAACUCAGCCGGAAUAACUCUGCUCAUGUUUUGAAAAGAGAGAGAGAGAGAGAGAGAGAGAGAGAUGUCACACAUCCAGCCCCAGUGCUCACUUUGCAUGUCCCCUGGCUGAUUUCCCCCCAUCCAGUCCCGUUCCAUUUGAGAGGCGUUGGUCCAAAAAACAUUUAGAAGAACACUUUAAUUUUCCGCUCGCCUCCUCUUUACCUCAUCAGACUUACAGAACCGUUUAAAGCUUAAGUGCAGGCACGCAGAGUGCGAUCUCAUUGAAUAUACAGUAGGUCUCAUACUCCUGUUAAGGCUUUCGCUCCUUAAAUCCUCACCCCCCACACAUUCCCCCUCUCAGGCAAAGAGAGAGCAGCUUUUAAUGUGUGCAUCAUGAGAUCCUCCCUUGGCCUUUAAUUAUUCAAUUCAUCAUUUCUGUGAUCAAGAAAGAUAGAGUUUUAGAAGACUGAAUUAUUAAGAGGUUUUCCCUUUUUUAAACAGUUUAUCGAAAGCUCUCUGUUCUGUUUCAACGCAACGCCUAAACUCCCAGUGUGUCACAGUUAAUCACGAGCAGUCACGCUACUGCUGCUGCUUCUGCUUCUGCAGCCAGCCAAUGAAUGAACAGCUAUUAAUGGAAACAGGGUGUCUAAUGAGGCCAAGACAUAGGUAUCUUGCACUUGGCUUAAGUGUUUUUUCCAGUUGAGAAAACACAGAGAAACAACUUAGUUACCAUCAUUCUAAAAAUGCCGACGUGGGAACAGCUGCCCGGACGACAAUGUCGGCAAACCCUUCAGUGAGAAAUGUGUCCACUUAUCCAGCCCAACAACCUCUUAACUAUCCCACAGGGGCAAUUUCAUGCCCUCUUCCCUCGAUUGCCGGGUCAUCCUCAAAAUGACUCCUUCCCGAGCCGGAUGAUGAUGCACAUCCCGCAAUGGUGUAAACGUUGCUCUUCACCCCAGGCACUUCUCCCCAUCACACAUGCAGAGAUACAGUCAUACCCGACUCAAACCCCGAAGAGCGGUGUAUUAUUAGCAGCAUCUAAAGCUGUCCUCGGCCCUGCAGCUAAGACAAACAGGGAUCUCUUGUUUUACUGGAUUUCACAACAAAAACACAGAGGACGGAUUCUACAGUAUAUUUUGGAAAGCGGGAGUGUAUAGAAGUGUGUUUGUGUCUUCGACUGAAAGGGGAAAAGAAGCUCUGUGGCACCUUAUAUAAAAGAUCCACCCCCUCCAUUGCCCUAAAUUGAAUUUUAUAAUCUUCUAUCUGCCCCCCCUCCCCAUUUCUCUUGCCACAGGCAUUGGCAGUUGCUGUAUACUUCAUCCGCAGAUAACAGUAGCAUCAACCCACCCACCUUCACUUGUUCAGUCAAAAAGCACACAAACAUCUUAUUCUGCCACAGUCCUAAUAACUGCAAUGCCGGCAGGAAUGCACAAUGCUCUAAAAUGUGGAGAUACUGAAGAGUAACUACCCGUACCUUGACAUUACAACACCAAACUGUGAAAGUGUAAUUAAAAUGAACAACACACCUGCCUACACAAAGUCACUGCAGCUUCACACAUAGUCGGGAGAAAAUGUAUUAUAGCAGCGACUAAAUAAUUACAUUGGAUGUCAUUUUAAUAGAGAGAAAAGUCAUAGUCUAAAGUUCACUAGUUUUAUUGUUCUGAAGGAUGUUCCUGUCUCCAGCUGCUGAAAUGUGGAAGAAAACGGUCACUGAACAAGAACAGGUUACAAAGCACACAGCCCUGGGUGGACAAAAAUGUGGAGUGACAUGCUGCAAAGGUUCUUGUCCUGACGUGAACAGAGGACACUGCUGUUACGUGAUGAAAUCCCUUUUUCCAAGAAUUUAAUGCUCGGACCAAACCGAGGUUUUCCGACAUCUCACCACCAGUUUUCUAUAUCAUUUUCAUAGCAGUGUCACCAGGACAACCGUUCAAAUUAAAGAUAUUUAGAGUCACAACAUGUAUGUAUGUUUGUAUGAUGAAUCAAUCAAGGGACUUUCUUAAAAUGCCCAUUUCUAUUCUCGACCCUAUUUCCUUCUCUCUAUCCAGGAUGUCUUUUUAGAAAUGUAAAUCUUAGCUGCCUCGUGAACACAAACAGCCUUAUUUUUCAUCAAUAUGUCUCUGUUGGUCUCAUAGAACAAUUUUUGGGUGAGCUAAUUUAAGAACGCAGCAGGAAAUUUUCUGGUGAAUGAUCUGUGAUCGGGCAGAUGGGGGUGAGCUCAUUUAUUGAACCAAUGGCUAGGGUUCUGUACUGCUUUGCUGCUUUGUGAAAAAUAUCACUACUGUGGUGGUUUAUAGCAGGCGCCCUGGUCUCUACAAUAACAGGGUUAAAUGUACUCAAGCAAAAGGUAAGGCCUGUUUUUCUGCUAAGAUUUUAGGAGAAGUGUAUUGCCAAGAUCUUCUGCCAAAUCGCUCUCUUGGUGGUGAUAGGUGCCCUGCAGAGCUGUUCAGUGGCACGUCUCAGCAGGACGCUUGAUUCAAUGGACACUUGUACAACACCAAAAAGAGAGACAUGUAACAGGAUGGAUAAAACAUAAACAGAUGGUGAAACAGCUGUAUAAUUGCCUCUUCUCUGUGCUACAUCCUGUUUUUAGUAAUUCAUUGAUACUUUAAAUGUGUUUGCAGUGGUCGAAGCACCCCACGCAUUAAUGCUGCUAUCCUUUGUCUAUAUAUCUGUGGUAUCAAGGUAAAUUUUGGAGGCAGGGCUCUUGAAUCUUUUCGGAUUUAAUGUCUAUUUUACUCAUAGGCACAUAUUACAUAGCCUUACACUCCCUUGUUCCAACAACUCCAGCAGUUUAGAUCAUUUAUGUAAGUGUCUCUGAGACAUUAAAAACUGGAUGUUCCAUCAUUUUCUUUAAGCUGAUCCAGACAGGAGUGAUAAUUUUUUGACAUAUCUACCAUCCCGGUCUUCUCCAUAACAGGCUCGGUUCACUGAGCAAUAACCCCCCAAAACUGAUCAAUCCUUCUCUUUUCAUCUUUAGCAAAUCAUAAUAAAUAAAUUACAUCAGUCCUUUCUGAAGACAUUCAUGCUUUUAUUGUUUUCUGGUUUACGUUAUUAUGAAACUCUUUUAACAGCGACCAAUCUGAGCAGCUGCUUCAAGAGGCUGCUGCUCAGAUUUUAACAGGCACCAAUAAAUACCAGCACAUCACUCCUGGCCUCGCCGGCUUACAUUGGCUGCCCAUCUUUUGUAGUAUUGAUUUUAAGGUUUCAUUGAUUGAUGCUAUAGUUUUAAAUGGAACUCCUCACAAUAUUUAAGAGAGCUUUCGACCUCUGUGUGCCUCGGUGUUCUCAUAGAUUAGGGAUGCAGCUUUGGUGGAUAUUCUGUAUCCUGCAAGCAAAGGUGACCUGGUCUUUUGCAGUUAAAGCCCCGAGACUGUGUAACUCUUCCCCAGUUCACAUCUUAAGCCUCUCCAAAUCUUCUCUCAAAACUUUCUGGGAUGGGAAAUCUGUUCUGAAUUCUUAAAUUAUCUGCAACUUUUUCCCUUUUUUGUUUCUGCCUUUUGAUCUCCAGCUUUAUUUAUCCGUUUUUCCUGUACAGUUUUUAUCUGCUUUGCUUUUAUCUUUGAGACGCUUUGUAGCCUGUUAAGAAAAGUGAUAGGAAGUUUGUAAUUACUUUUAUAUGAGUCAUUAUUACUCCACAAUCAGCUCCAUCUGGUGCCCACUGAUUAUGGAUGAAGUGUUUCACAUGUAAUUGAGCGUUACCUAGAGAACAAAUCCAUCAAUCUGGCUGUGAGUCAGAAAACAAUCUGAAGAUGUCACCUAAGGCUCUCGAGUGCACUGAUUCACUGUACUCUCUAUUUUCUGGCAUUAUAGACGGAUCAAUACAGAAAAUAUCCAAUAAGUUCAGAUGUACUUCUGUCCAGAGGCCAUGAGGCGAGUAUUUUGUAGUCGGGUGGGGGGUAGGGUUGGGCUGUCUGAUGAUACCAUCCUCCAAAGCUGAUGUGCUGAUGUCUGACAGUCAUGUUCCACAAAGUGUGGUCCUUUUGUGAUUCAGUUGUCUCUGCAGCAGGGAUCUUACAGCAGUGAGCAGACUGAAUCAGUGCUGCUCUGCCUUGUGUUACUUACAGUGUCAUGCUACAUUACGUUAUUUUAUUGGUUUGUGCGCUCUGUUUGUGAAGUUUACACUGGUCACGCUGCUACGGCUGAGUUGCUUUGUGCACAACUGUGAGGUGCCCUGACCCUAAAACAUCAAGAUGUUUCACUCAGGUCACGAAAAACAAGAAACUAGGGCUGUCCAGUAAAUACUGUCUUAAAUCUUAGUUAAACGCGGAAUUUUUAUAGUUAAUUGUGAUAAUUUAUAUUUUUAACACAGGUCUAUUAUUUUCUUGUCCUUGUCAACAUUGCAAAGCCAUCCUCAGAUCCUAUGUCACUUUAUCCUCGUUGUAGAAGUCCUGCAAACAUUGUGUUUGCUGGUAGUCUGUUGGCAUCUACAGUAGCACCAAUGCUUUUGACUUUCACCUUGACUGGGCCCCAUUUGUAAUGAUCUGAAGUAUUUAUCUGCAUUAUAUCUGAAUUUAAUUGGAACGAUACGAGCGAGCAGGAGCGUCUGUUUGUGGGCGGGGCUUGAGGGGAGAGGAGGAGCUGAGGGGAAAACUGGUUGGGAGGGGUAGAGUUUACAUUCAAGAUUUCUCCCAAAAACUGGAACUUCCUCAGAUCCUGACUACCCCACCUUUAAGGUACUGAGAUGUUUUUUAGAAAGCUCACAUUAUUUUUUACUCAUCAUCAAAAACUAUCUGAGAGGAGUGAUUUGGAGUGAAACGUGCCUGUCUAAAGUACAGCAGUGUAAGUAGUUUCUAGUAUGAUUACAGCAGCUAAACUAUAUUAAACUAAGGCAUGCCCAUGAAUAAUAAUAAUAAUAAUAAUAAUAAUAAUAAUAAUAAUAAUAAUAAUAAUAAUAAACUUGUUACAGUCGUAACUAUGCAUCCCAACAUUAUGAUUCCAGCAUUAACGCUGACAACAAUGGGCGGCAGUAGCUCAGGGGGUAGAGCGGUCGUCUAAUGACCGGAAGGUUGGCGGUUCGAUUCCCCCCUAAUCCAAGUCUGUCCGUUGUGUCCUUGGGCAAGACACUUAACCCACCUUGCUCCCAGUGUGUGUCCUCCACUGGUGUAUGAUUGUGAGUGUUGUGUGGUGGUGGUCGGAGAGGCCGUAGGCGCAGAAUGGCAGACACGUUUCCACCACCACCAAAGUGUGACUGUGUGAGCGAAUGAAUGAUGUAUCCAAUGUAAAGCGCUUUGAGGGUCUCUGAUAAAGCGCUGUAUGAAAUUUGAUGCAUUAUUAUUAUUAUUAACAAAACCAGGAUUUUUGUUGGCGUUUCCCAACCCGAAUAGGGAGAGGAAAUCUAUCAACCAAGUUGGAUCCUAAAUUAAGUCCCAGAUGCUUUUUUACCGCUGUUUGCACAGUAGUGAUGAGACAGAUUAAAGCUUCUCAAAAGUCCCCUACCGUAAACACAGCUUUUAUUAAAAUUUGUAUUAAAAGAUCAAAAUCUUUCCUUUUGAGUCUGUUUCCAAUCACAGUCUCAGUCUGCGCAGUAACACUUCACUUUGAUUUGAGAAGAAACUAAAUGAAGUCGCUCUUGUAAGCCGCCCUGUCAGGCUGUUUGGGUUAAUCAUCAUAUUGUGGUGACACUGAUUAUAAUCAAGAAUGAAAAUUUAAGUAGAUGAUUGCUCAAAUGGAUAACUUAAGGGAGUCCUUGAUUUGUCUUGAAGGGGACAUGAAUGUUUGAACUGUAAUCUGUAAUCCGUUGUAAUCUUACAGACCCUCAGGUUAAACCCUGGAGAGGCUCUGCUGUUCAGGUUGGAAACCACUUGACCAAAUGAUUAGUCAUUCAAAAUAAUCAUAGUCUAUUAUAAACUAAUCAAUAGUUAGAGUCCUUGUGCAACAUUUGAUUCCUACCGGGACUGAGCACACACUCUCAUCCACCCAUCUGUCUUACUUAAGCUUCCCUAGCAGCACAUUUGAUACCUCAUUUGCAGUUUUAUAGCUGACUGUGAGCCAACUGGGUUUAGACAAUGAGGGGAAAUAAAACCUGCAGGAAAGCAGCGAGAAUCAGAAAAGGAAGAAAGGAAGCACCGCGCCGUUCCAGGUGAUACUGAUAUCAUUAUGAGGUAGGUAGAUAAUGUGCAAUCAGACUAAUCGUUACAUGAAUUUACCUCCACGCAGAGGAGGAGAGAACAAGAGCGGUGCUCCAGUUCUUAAAGAUGGACUAGUUUACCCUGAACAUGGAGGACGGAGAUAAAGCUGUCUCUCAUUCUCUGUAUUUCAUGAGCCUCAAAACUGUCGGAGAGUGCACAUCAAAUCUGGACGAACGCCUUCGUUUAAUCAUCAGGACAUACAAAGUCUUUUUGGAAAUAGUUUGAUGUCUAAGGUUUGCAUCAAUUUUUGCACUCUGUUAGUUCAGACUCCAAAUCCAAAAUGUGAUAUAAAUAAGUUAAUGAAAGUGCCUGGAAACAGGUGUGUUGUCUUCCAGUCCAGAGGACGGUCACACAGAAAGACACACUUUUGUUCUCGUGGAUGAAUUUUCUUGCAGAGGGUUCAAGUUGAAGUUGCCGUUAUUAACAGAGUCAUAUGUUUUUGUGAAUGUACUUUAUCUAGCUAGAGGCCUUGAUAUUCUUUUUUAUGUUGUUGCAAAUUUGCCGUAUUUGCAGUAGCUUAUGAUUUCUUUCCUCUUGUCACAUUAAUUUUAAUUUCACCAUGCUCCAGCUCUUUUUCUGCAAAUGUUUGAAUUAUUAAAGUGUGAUUUUCAGAGGGGAGCAGAGACAUUUGUGGAGAUCACAUAUUUUUCAAUGGUGCCCUAUAGGCAUAUUAUUCAUUUGCUGGAAUCAGGCAGCAGCCACAGCCACCCACAGAGUCCACUGCUUUUUGAAGAGCAAUGCUAUGCUGCUUAAAGUUGCUUCUCUACUUGGAGUGACCCCUGUUAGUCUGAGAAGUUUGAGUUUUAUUUUGUUUCUGGAAGGGAAAAAAAAAAAGAAAUUCCUCCUCUACAGCUCUGACCGCCAGCUGAAGAAUAAAGUCUGUCUCUCUUCUGCGAACCAAUAAACAUUUCACUCAGUGCUUUUAAGCUGACGUGAAGACUCUUGAAGGUUUUAUCAAAGGAAGAAAUCAUAAACAGUAAGUAAGCUGAUCCUUGAAACCAUUAGACUCUUGGAAGGAUGCAUCCUACUCUGAUACAUCAUUUGCUUCUUGCGCAGCACUCUAGCAUGUCCACAACAGAGAAGAGUAAGUCUGACUGCAAAUGGAUUCAAUAAGUACAACACAACAACAAUUCAUUCUGUUUUAUUUUUAUACAUCCGAUAUAUUUCACAUAGACCAAGGCCAAUUAAUCCAUUUAUGUUGAGUGAAAACACUUGUUGAUAACACCUGCUUCUGUUCCGUUUGCAUUGUUAUAAAUAUCAUUUCUCUGUUCGAGCUGUAAACAACAAUUUGAAACUGUAACCCUGAAAUGAUCAGCGGCACUCCUUCUCUACGGCGUUUAAUGGACUAACUGUAUAAUUGAGCUGUUAAACAGAAAUAAUAGAAAGCUUGAUUAUGGACCUCAUGUUUAUGAAAGCACUGUGAUCAUUUCAGACUGUGCUGAACGACUCAUCUUUUGUUGCUCUAUAAAGUAAAUCAUGGUGUAAAUACAGGUUUAAUCAAACGUAACAAUUGUUCAGAAUGAAGACUAAUACAAGCGCCGCCUGACUCCGACAGUGAACGCUCAUUGAGUAGAACAUGUUAAAGUCAUGGGGUUUGACUUGAAGCUCGCUUUGCUUUAUGUUAAUCAGGUAUUUUUACAGAUCGACUUUACCUUGAGUAUAAUAUUUCAGUUCUCUUUCUGCCCCUGGAGAUGCCACAGUCUGUUUUAAUUGCAGCUGGGAAUAGAGGAAUCCUGUAGUCAUGUAAAUAGUUCAGCAGCGACGGAUCGGAUGUGCACUCAGACGUCCGUUCAUUAUUUUCUGAUCAAACUCCUUUGUGGUAACUGGGUUUUAGAGGGGACCUGUCUCUAUUUGUUCAAACUAGAUUCUUCGCCUUUGACCUUUACCUUAAUGAGUUCAUGUAGGAAAUCAACACACACACACACACACACACACACACACACACACACACACACACACACACACACACACACACACACACACUGAGUCCCUUCAUAAAACAAUUGCUGUAAAAGGCAAACUUGUGGGUCACGGCUGAGUCUGACGGUAAGUGGAAGAAAACAGAGCAAUGAUUAUCAUUUUUAUUAUUUAUCAUUAUUUUGGCAUCUUUAUUAAUUAAUUAAUUGAUUUAUUUUAAAGAGAUGAUGAAAGGUACAUAUCACAGAGUCAGGGACUGUUUUACGUGGUUUGUAAAAUCCCAUUUGUAAGCCUUAUCCCAGCUUUGAUCAUGCUGACGAAACUGGUUAUUAACUCUUCUGCAUACACGAUAAAGUCUUGAAUCCCCAGGUCUUAUAUCCACAAACACCAGCAAUGCUCAUUUUGUAGAACACUGACUCACUGCAGGCUUGGUACCAUUAAAUGCCAUCACCAUGUUGCAGAGAAGAGAGUGACAGCACAUUAAAAACACGUCUUUAACUCUUGACUGGUGUCAGCCUUUCAGUGCCACCUCAUAGGACAAGGAGGCAAUGAGUGAAGACGCGCAGCUGUGACUCAGUGUCUGAUUCAUAUAAGGAUUGUGCCGCUUAUGCACCUGCUUGAUCCAUGCGACAGCCAAAAAGACCAAGUCACAAAGCACAUGAUAAGAAUGAAAUAAUGGUCCACAGAGCAAGUCGUGUUUUUGUGUGCUCGUGUUAUCUGCAUACAUUUAAAGGAGUUACUAUGCAUUCAUUUGUAGUGAAAUAACCUUUUUUUUUAACACAAAUGAAACUUUAUUAUUAUUAUUAUUUUAAUUAUUAUUUUUUUAACUAAGAUGGUGCUAACAGACCUGUACAGUCUAAGUGAAACUAAUACUGCCGAAAGAAAUCAUCCACAUACUCUUCAGCGGUCAUAACAACAUUUUGUAUCUGGAUGAUCUAGAAAUAUAUCUUUACAUGAAAUCAAAGUUUGGGCACACAAGGAUUAAAAUGUUUGAGAGUAAUGCACACAAGGAAAUGAGACAAUCUCGCAGAGACCGAGAGGUGAAGGGAGUAUAAAUGCACCAAGACAUAAUGCUAAACAGGUGUGACACACUGGGAAGAUGAGCUUCAGCUGGAGAGAAGGAGGUGAGGGUGGGGGCAGGAAGUAAAGCUAGAAGACAAGGGAGAAGAAUUAGACUUUUCAAAAUAAAAGAGGAAACGGGAAUAAAAAUAGAACUUAACUACGGUUAACCAGGAGACUGUUUCUGUGGUGUGCUCCAGAGGGAUAUAAACUUUGACAUCUGUGUUAAAUUAGUGAAUCUACUUUACUUUUAAAUAUUAUGAGCGUUCGUUCUCCAUUUACCUUAUCUCAUAUGUAGAUAGAAUUUUGCACAGUCAGGUUGAGAGUGCACAGUACAGCUCUGUGCAGUGGGGAGAAGAGAUGCUCGCAGCUCAACUCAGUCACAGUAAAAUGUAAAACUGGAGUGUCUUCUUCACACAUGCCACAGUAUCAUUUCUUUUCUGUUGGAGUUCUGCUGGUUCCUCUAUUACAGGAUGAAAACUCGUGUUUAAAAUUGGGAUAUAAUGUUUACAUGCGCAAACACAAAAGGGAGUUCUUAAACACCCAAUCACAAUCAGUGAAGGCUUAUGUAAAACUCUCUCCUUACACCUGUUAUUCAGUGAGCGCUGAGUACAACACUGCCAUUAGUAGUUGCAGUAGGAGUGCUAAUUACUCAAUUGCACCCGCUGUCUGUGUCAACAGCAACUUCCUGCAGCUAUUUGUCAGCACCUCAGCAUGAAGUCCUCUCUCAUCACAAAGUCACAGCUGAUUUGGGGCAUAAAACAGAAUCUGGAAGAAGAAUUUUGAACAAAAAUUAACUGGAGAGCCGUCGCUGGUGUUGCAGCUACCAAUGGUCCCUCAAGACUUAAAACAGGACAGAACAGCGUUUUUGUUUUUGGCCUCAACAUGGCAGGGUUCUGUGUAGAAUAAAGAAUGUUAAUGACUGAAUUGAGAAGCGCAGUAUUGGGCGGAUCAAACUUGAUUAAACAGACCUGUCCUCUUGACUGUGUAGAGCUAGAAAACUAAAAGCCUAGAAUCGUAAAUAAAAAAACGCGUCUUCCUUUUUGCUGGGUUUGGAGCACUCAGCCAAAGUCCUGUUAGAUCUGGAUGCAUUUUAAUAUCCGAACCAUGUCUGCACAAACCCUUAGAGUCAUCCAAUUUUGCAUAAUAUGAGUUUUUAUGAUGUCAUGUUUUAUCCCCUCUGAUCCAACCCUGGAAGCCAGGGCUGGAUCAUGAACAUUUGGUCCUUUUAUUAUAAAAAAAACAUACAAAGUGACACAUCUAUUUUUGGAAAGCUGUGUUACAAAGAAUAUAUCAUCAAGCAGGGAGGCAGUUUGGUGAAAAAUUCAUAUCCGAGCCUGAUUUCUAUCAAACUGAUAGAAAUCUCUCGAGGAGUGGCCUCUCAUUCAAAGGUCAGGACUGUUUCAGAUAAGGCGGGAGGGAGAGAAAUACUUUUCACGCUUUUGACUGUCUACACAACCACAUCUGAAUCAGACACUAUUCACUCUCAGCCUGCUCCCCUGUCAUUUCAGAUAAUUUUCACUAUUGUGAUCAAAUGCAAAUGCCCCGUCACAGUAUGUGGGGAAAUUGUUUUUCCUCUGUGAAAGGAUUACAUGAGUGAGAUGAGUGGAUACCAGUUGUUGUUUGGAAAUGAAAUAGUGCUAUGAAUAGGUCCAAAUUUGACAUUUGGCCCCAUUUCACUAGUCAUUUCAUGUGUCUGGUAUUAGGGAUAAAAUACAGAUGAGAUUUAAUGCACUGUGCCACAUGAAUAUGUGUCUCUGUUGGCCAGAUUAUAAAUGUAAUCAAUACAAAUUUCCAUAGGAUUUAAGCAAAUCAGGGUUGGCUUUCCUCCAGACUCCAGGCUUUAUUCCAACCAAAAAACUAAGGUUAACAUGUGCACUAUGGCUGCUCAGGCACAUGAAUAAAGCAUCUCUCUCCAACUCUCUCUGAUCAUUCAGGAGGUAAUGGUGAAGUUUCUGUGUUAGUGAAACAUGAGAGUAAGCAUUAUUUUUACUCCACACAGCUGAAUGUAGCUGAAUGAUCAUAGUUACACUUUGUGAGGGUAAAGUGAAAAAUCAUGUUGAAGGAAAGUUGAAUUUACUAUUUUUCCUGCCUUGUUGUAAUCUGACUGCUGCUGUUACAUCCAGUUCGGAUUAAAUUGUGUUUUUAGCUCGUUUUUAACACGUCCUAGGUUAUCUUUAGAGCAAUGAUCUGCAGCCUCUAUGUUUCUAACUGUACUACCUGUGCUGUUGUCUCAUAUGUUAAUUAAUCAUUUUUUUGGCAAACAUUUAUCAUCAUUAGGGUCAUCCUGCUCAACUUGGAACAAAGCAUCAUGUGAGUUUUUUCAUGCCCACCCAAGAAAAUUGUUAACUAUUUCUGCAUUUCCAAUCGUUUAUAUAAGUGAUGAAGUGCACUCUCACUCUGCACCUUUUGCACAUAUUUGUGAGUAUUUAUGUUGUGUUUCCCCCCCUGCCAGCGUUAGUUUACCAUUUUUCUGUGCUGCUGACACUUCAGAUCAAAAGAGGUUUUUAAUCAUUAAAAUCACAGGCUUUAGUUGGAGAUUAAUUUUGUAAUACAACCCGAUAUAAAUAUAUGAUACACAUCACACUUGUUAUCAGUGAAGAUUUCACCUCAGCGCCCCACUGCUGGACUGGAACUUCACAUGAAUAUUCACAUGUAAUCAGUCUCUUUGUGCUGCAUUUUCACUCUUUCCAAAGCCAGCUUCACCACAGUCAUCAGAAUGCCUCUACUUCCCUCUCAGGAACAGUUUUGAACGGCCAACAUCAAUUAUUGACAACAAUUGCAUAUACAGUAUAUUAACUACCACACUGUUGCAUUAUGAAUAAACCAUGGGCUGUUCGAAAGGCUAAAUUUGAACUGACUGAUUUCCAUUUUUGCUGUUGAUCAAAUUCCUCCCCUGCAACCAGUGGCCAAAAUACUGUCCAGAACAAAUAAUGGAAUAAUCAAAGAGUGUUCAACAAUCCCAGCAUAUUCAAUCAUAACAAAAUGGACCGUGCUGUAUCCAGACAGGCCCAAGCUGAAUUUCAUUUAAUUAACAAGCGCGGGUUUUGAUUCCAAAUGAUAAUAUUUAUUGGGACAACAUCCAAAAGAGAUGCUAAUAAACCAAAUGAGGGAUAUUUUCCUCCCAUUCUCAGUAUUUUGGUGUUUUACAAAACUGAACAGCCUUCCUGCUGCAGAGGUUUUUUUUUAUGAAAUCACAAGGCUGACUCUUGGUUCCCUUGUGUGUCUUGGGUAAUGAGUUAUUCAUGCUUAUAAAAUGAUGAUUAAUUGAAAUGUCUCUGACCACAGAAAAUGGAGUUCUCAUUAAAAAGUCUGUCCCCAAUAAGUUUUUAUUGAGUUACUUCAUACAGAGUCAUUAUUGUCUGUCUUUGAACUAUCGGUUCAAUUUUCCAUGUAGAAAUAAAAGUCAACAAAGAAUAAUUACCAACAUUUACUUCAGGGCUGUGGCACCUUGGCAACUGUAAUUAAUCACAUUAUAUUGAUGGCUUUCUCUUGACCUACUAUUUCCAUAUAAAACUCAGAGCUCAACUAAUAUUUUAUUAAAAUGUGCAUAAACUAGCAGCUGCAGAAUUACCGUACAGAAGACCUGAGGAAGAGUCCAGCACCAAGGCAAGAAAAAGCAGAACCCCCAUGAAGUUCAGCUGAAGACCGAGCGAUGGAGGACUUAAGGGGAAAAAAUAAGGGUGGGAUUUGGAUCCCAACACAGACACAAUCUUAUUUGACAAAAACAGGCUUGGCUAUUUAAUGAUAUGUGCUGAGAUGAGAUGGAAAUUCGCCACCGAUCAGAGAUUUCUCUAAAGCCUUUCUGGCAUCUGAACUGUCCUUGAAGUCUGUCUGGGUUGAAAUUAUCCAUCAGUGUUGAACUGCUCUACGAUGAAUCAUCCUUCCUGCUAACAAUAAGAAACGAAAACUGUCGGAGGUCAGAGGGAGCAGCUGAAGAAGUUCAUCAGCGUCUAAUAUACAAACACCUUUUGUCAUGAACCGAAAAACAAAACAUCUUCAUACAAAAAGUUCUUUUCUCUGUCUUUUGGUAUAAAAGGAACUGUUCAUGCACAGCCCUACGUCAUGCACACAUUGUUAGAAGAAGUUUUGUCUUCCUUAUUCCACCACAGACUGAGCUUUGGCAGAAACAACCACUGUGACAUUUCUGUUCCCUGCAGACUUCUGAAAGCUUUAGCGACCGUAAUCUGUGUCAUGUGGUCACACGUCAAUGAAAGCUACUCUUUGCACUGCGUAUUAAAUAUAAGUGCUUUUGAAUUAUGCAGUCUCUGAAUGCUUUAUGCUGCAGGGUGACCUUAAAGCACUGUAUUUUAUAAGCAUUGUAGUGAAUAUAUUGAAAAACAAUGAAAGGUUGAAGGUACUGUGAGGAGUGUUCAUGUUGUGUCGAGUGUGCUGACCUUUUUUCAGACAAAUCUAGUCGUAUUUUUCUGGGAUGAAGAGCUCAUACCCUGUGAGUACCAUCACCCACUGUGGUAAAGAUUUGGCUUGGUGUGGACCACCACAAUAAACUCUUGGUAUGUUACCAAAACCUCUACAGAAGAAGGACAGAAGUGAGACUGACUGGGUUAAUAUAUCCCCCAUACAAAAGCUACAGAGCUCAGAAACUGUCUGUUUUUUUACUACUCCACAUAAAACCACAUGUAAUAAUCAAUCAGGAGAUGACCUGAUUUUGAUUGGCUGGAAAGGGACAUAUUGCCACCUAGCAUCUGCUGUAAAUCAGUGUACUGGACCAAUGACUGUUGCUUUACGUCACUGUGCAUGUAAACAUACCGUCUGAACUAAGAUGACUGCGCCGCACUGGGAUCCCAUUAAAUCAUUUAAUUUAAAGAUAUUUAAAGAUGUUGGUGUAUCCCCCCUGACCUAAUGAGACUGUUUGACCAUUUUGUUGAUUCAGAGUGUCUGGAAAGUUGCUGGUUAAUGUUCUUUUGGUUAGGAAGGGAAUUCACAGUUAUACUCUUUCUCUCUGAGUUCAAAGACACCAGAAAACAGUGAGGGAUAUUUUUGUUUUUUUGAGUCAACCACAGCCACCUCGUAGCUUUCUUCUUGACUGGUGGCUCCUCUGUCCAGUAAGAUCAACCACAAGAUUUUCCACCAUAACAGCAGGUCGUGCAACAGCAGUGAAAUAUAAUGGGGAGCUGACAAGGACACCACCUGCUAGCCUGAGAGGAUUUCUGUCAGGGUUGUCUCAUGACUAUAAAGCUGUUUAAAAACGUAACAUCCACAAACUGCGACACAUUUAAUAUUACUGUAAAAACAGACAAGCAAAGCAUUUCAGGCAACAGCUGGAUUGUGCUGAAAUGAGGUUUUUCAGGGGCACCAGUAUGAGAUUAAUAAAGUUUUACAAAGCACCUCUAUAGAAGACCGAGACUUACGUAACCAAAGGUAAAAAAAUAAGUAUAACAGGUCUCCUAUGAAAACUGUUUCCUCAGGGCCACUGUGAAAUAAGCAGGACUGCUUUACUUGAGAACCGUAUUUAGAAGAAUUCCCAUUUGAUCGUUUUUAUUUACAAGAUCAGCCAAAGAAAAAAGGUCCAGUUCGUUAUGUAAGCUUUGUCUAAAGGAUUCUUUGGUUAUUUUUGUGGUAAGUGCGACAUGACAUAUGCUUAUGACCGUGAUAGAAGUAUUAGCAAAGUUUUUUCUUUACAGCGUAACUAAAAAAGGACAUGAAACACUAAACGAAGUUAUUAUAUUUUACAAAAGGGUCUCUCGCCUUUAAAAAAAGUACUUUAAACACAGACAGCCACAAUAAAUCUAAGAAUCCUGUAUUUAAAAACACAAAACACAGCUGACGCCAUAUUUGUUGUGCCACAGAACGCGAAUCGAAUCAUCUAGUUAGGAAUAUACAGUCUAUGGGAACAACACUCAAAAUUAGCAAAAAAAUGACAAAGCAAGAACAUUAUUACUUGGACUGUCAGAAUCUUGUGUAAUCCUAGUAGCGCUGCCUUUGCAAAUUCUGAUGUUCGGGUUGUUCAGCGAGGUGGUGGUCAGCCUUUGUCUGGGGCAUACGAGCCUGAGCAGUGAGCCCCUGUAUGAAUGUUUCCCAUCAUUCCAGAUGGUCUUCAUUAGACCCUUUUACACGGUCUGAAGCAGCAUGGAUGCCUUUCACAUCAAGUUCCUCUUUUUUUACCAUGUAAGACCCUCACUGACAAAGCUUCACUGUUACCUGGAGGUGCUCUCUCCCUCUCCACUCAUUACUCUUCAAGGAAGUGGCACUCAUGCUGUUUUUUUUUUACACCAAAACCAGAGGUUUGAUUUUUAAUCCUUUAUAGGAGUGCUGCUCGUUUGUUACCAUGGUAACACUCCUCCUUUAAACCAAUCUUUUCGUAGUGGUUGGUCAACCAGCCUUACUGGUGUCAUCAUCACAGUUUACAUCUACAACGCCUCAAGAUUUAGAUUUAAGAAAUAUUUUCUGAAGACUUAAAAUUUAAACCAACACAGUUAAUAACACACACACACACACACACACACACACACACACACACACACACACACACACACACACACACACACACAAAUAAUAAACACAGUUAACUUACAUGUUAUCAUCAAUUUCUUACAAUGUUCAUAUUUAUGAAUUAUCGACAUCACUGGCUGUGUAACGGAAACUUGCCUCUGAAAAUAAUAUUUUUCUCAUCUUUUGAGAUGUAUAAACAGAAUUUAUUACAGUGAUGAAAUAGUUCUUGCUUUUUUAUUUUGUAUAUUUGUCUUUUUUGUGUGUGUGUGCCUGUCUGAUUGCAGGUUUGUUUCGCUUUAAGAUCUCUGAAAUAAAUACGUAAAAGUUCAUUUAAAUUUGGAUGACUUACUGAAAGUUGUCUUUGAAUUUCCCUGUGGGAUUAAUAAAGUAUCUAUCUAUCUAUCUAUCUAUCUAUCUAUCUAUCUAUCUAUCUAUCUAUCUAUCUAUCUAUCUAUCUAUCUAUCUAUCUAUCUAUCUAUCCAUCCAUCCAUCCAUCCAUCCAUCCAUCCAUCCAUCCAUCCAUCCAUUUUAUAAAAAUAAAACCUAAAGCAUUAACAUGGUUAUGGUGAUAGGUUGACUGUAAUUACCUCUACCACAAGCGUCAAUACUUACAGUAAUAUGCAGACCAUGUGUCCCCAUUGUGUGCUUUUGACCAUGCAUAAUUUUGUCAAUAUACUAUAGCCUGUCCCAGAUUUGGAAUCAUAAUAACUGGCACACAGAUGCCUCCUCAUGACCCAUAAAAUCCAGAUUCUCAGAAAACCCAGUGAAUCAUAUUUUAGCCAAUAAAAAGAGGUCAACUGUCUGUAAUGUCCGUUAUGAAGGCCACUGAACAUUAAAUGUUUGGGAAGUGAUCUUAUUUUGGGAUUUCAGUUAAAGGAAGCACAAACAGCACAAAAGUGAUGAAGUAGGAAUGGUUUUUCAUAAGUGACGUAAAUAUGUGAAAUGUUAUCAGACGAAAUCCUUUCAGUCUGAAGUGGAGAUUAGAGAUGGGUCCAGAUCAGUAAACCAAUACCUGAUAUCAUGUAAAACUACAACUAAAAAGUAUGAAAUAUAUGUUCUGUUGUGAUAUAAAGAAUAAUGCUGGUUUAUACGAAAAUAUGUAAUUUUGUGAAAUUAUAACAUCACGACUUUAUCUUCUCAUUUCAUGAAAUCAUUUGAAAUUCACCUGAAACAUGUUUUUGGCCGAAAUAAGCAUGUAUAUUGAAUUGUUAUAUAUGUAGUUGUAAUACUGUGUCAAAUAAAACUAAUGGACACUAAUAUCAAGUGGAGUUAUAGGCAUUGGUAUCGGCUGUUGAAAAAUCAGAAGACGCUCUGAAGUGAGUAACUUCUUUAUUUUUCGAACAGAAAUUCAAAUUCUUAUUUACCUGAUUAGGGUUAGAAAAAAUCUGGAAAUCAAUCAAAACUGAGCUCAACUGAAUAAAUAUAAACCAAAACACAAUUCACAGACUCUGCAGGUGAACAAUGUCAAACUGCUUUACAUUUACAAAGCUAGCACCACCGGCCUCUGCUCUCCCUGUACUUAGCACUCAUGUUAUUGACCAGUUGUUCUGGUGCAAAGUAGCAAGAGUGAUUAUAACCAAUCAUCCCAUCAGCAAAACACUAACAGUCAUAUCUCUGCAGCAGACAUCCCUCUUGAGCUGAAGUUCUGCAAACUGCAUGUCUGUCCUGAUCACUUUGCACCAGACCACAAGCACCUUUGAUGAAUAUGUACCUGCUUCAGGCCAGGGGCUGAAUGAUUGCAAUGAGAUGGAAAAGUAUAGACGGACCUAGAGCUGCAAUGUACUGAAAUUAAUUAUGGGAAAUCGCCUUGCCUUGCUGUGGAGAAAUGAACAUAUAUAUAGUCAGAGGGGAAAUCAAGUAAUUUCCAGUAGCUGUGAGUGAUGUUCAUGAAAAAAAUGAAAGUGAUUUGUGUUGGCAAAUUAAAAUGGAAGCAACUCAAAAAGUACUGCCUUGUAUUAAAGUGGUUAAUAACUUAAUCUCAAGUAUAGAUGUGAAGAAUUUUGAGAUAAUAUUUUUCUUUAUCUGAACAUUUAAUGCUUAAAAAAACUUAUCGGUGUGCGAGUCUCUUGUGCUUGAAGGACAUCUGUGGUGGAAGAGCAAAAGAAAAUACUCUUAAAAUCGCUGAAGCUAACACGUCUUUACCUGCACAGAUAAUGAAGAGGUGAGUCAGGGUCAGAAGUUGAGAGUGAGAAAUAAGAGAGAGGGAGCAAGAGGGGUAGAAAAGUGAGCUCUCUUGUGAAUGUGACAAUAGACGAAUGGGUGGGAGACGGGGGGAUGAAAAGGGAGUGAGGGGAUGUACCUUGUUUGGAGGGAUCCUCUUAAUAUCCUGUUGUUUGUGACACCACACUUCUGUCUUUUUGUAGUUUUUGUUGAAUUAGACCUUAUUCAGAAAUGAUCAGUGCUUUAAAAGACGGUGUUAUAUGCAUCAUUGUGACUCUGUUAAGGUAAUUUCUGCCAUAUAUAAUGAGGCUACAUGUUACCUAGCAACACAAGCAACACACGCAUUGAAAGGCACGGAAAAGCGAGAUGAAAGAAAAGUUACACAACCACAAAAGCACACAGCAACUCGGAGUAGCAUUUGAUUUCAGUUGGUGACAGGGGAAAAACAGGAGUAAUGUGCUUGCAGAGCAUACCUUUAUAGGUAUAAUCCAUUAAAUGAUACAUGUAUUUAAACAAGGGUAGGAAAUUAUAACCUGCUUUAUUGAUUUAUGUAUUCCUUGUUCCAAGCGUGAGCAGAAUUUAUUGUGAACCACAUGAUGCAUACAGGGGGAGACUUUAGGGGGAAGGUUGAACCUGCUGAUCCUAAUGUGAUCAUCCAUUACCUGCAUAAAUCACAUAAUCAUCAUAAAUCAUAACACUCAAGCACACAUAAACACUAGUGCUCGUGCGCUCACAUAUACAUAUUGCACAGACAUAGACGUUUCAGCGGGGGCAUGCUUGGUUUGCUCAGCUUGAAGGAAUUCACCGGGUCAGAAUUCUGCAGGAAGACACCUCAGCUCUACCUUUGGACUGCAGUUUGCAUCGCUUGUGUAAUACACACACGUAUUAAAUCACUCUCUGUUUAACUUUGAGUAACGCUCUUUCAGAGCAGCUAAGUCUCAACGGCCCACUUACAUGUGGGUCAAUACACUUGCACUUCUAAUGAAAUAUGUUUUCAAAAAAAGCUAGCGUAACGGAUGAACACAUUUGAUCUCAAUUAAACAGAUUUCCUCUCCUGUAAUCUGUCUUAUUCCCCGAGUCAAAUUGCACAACUUCAAUUCAGCAACUGCACAAAAAAAGAGACCAAAAUUUAACCAUUUUCAGCAUCAGACUACAUCAUUAUACUCAUCAUGCAGAAUUUAUUAAUUUGCUUUUGUGAACAGUCAUGUUUGUAGAAGCCGUCCACUUAUGAAAGCUGAUAUCCCAUGUUUGUUCCCAAUAUAAACAUGUUCCCGUGAUAUCUGCAGGUUCUUCCUCACUAAUGUUGACAUAGAAAAAUAGCCAACAGCAAAAAAGGGUGUUGAAAACAUUUUGGAGGCAAACACAGUCCAGAAACAUGACCAGAAAACUCUCGCUCUCCGGUGAACUCUCUUCAGCCAGCUGCCACUUUAUUUAGAUUUCAGAUGGAUAACUCUUCAUUUCCCUGUCAGAAUAAAUCAAGUUAAAACGUGUCAAACCAGAGUGUCCGUGUUGAGAUGAUAACAGAAUUAUAUUGUGACAGUUUGGGUUCGAAAAACUUGGUUGAGAAGCUGGAAGAGUGUUGAAGAAGUAGGUGAACACUGAGAAUGUGUUACCAUGACUGGGGCUUUUCAAACAGAGACUUUCCAUAGGUGCUUAUUGUGUUUCUGCAGCACCUUUCUAGUCUUUCACACUGCUCGGUUUUCUUUUUUCCAUUCAAGCCACAAUUAUGAGUUCCAAUAAACUGGGAACUGCAUCAGCUUUGUAUCAGCUACAUGUCUGUCAAAAGCAUGAACAAUAAGAAAGAAUGGAAGUAUGAAUUUGUUUUUUAAGUUUUGCCCAAGACAAGUUUAAGUUCUGCAAGUUGAGGAAAAGGUUGUCAUGAAAUACUUCUGCUGCAGGUUGGAUAUGUUGGUUAUUAAAUAACAUGUAGUAACAGGACAUACUGUAUGUGGUCUUAUCUGGUCUUAUGUGGUCCGCCUUCAUGAGUCCCUCUCAGUACUCAGCUGGUGUCUGUGUUUAGCAAAUCUUCCAUCAUAAAUACUCACUGGUAAGACCAGCCCUCUAUCCUGAUGUGGGUGAAAACAUUCAUGAAACAGACUCAUGAUUUAUUAAAGUACAUCAUUUUACUAUCACAUAAAUCCGCCUCCUCUCUCUAAAUUAGCAGAUUGCUGUUUUCUGCUCCUCCUUCUGGAUCGCAUUGAUGGGCUUCACACGCCAACAGAAUGGUGCCAAAAAAGUAGGCCACUACAGAUGAGUUAUUUUAGUCCUUUUCUCAUGUUUUAAUAGCCUAAAUGGGGAUGUGUGUACCUUACCAAAACGCAACAAGUGAAGAUUUUGUUAACCUUACUUACCCAAACCAGGCUGCCAUAGAGAAUAUCUGCCAACAUUCCCAUUUCCCCCGGGACUCCCCCGUAUAUUAGACCUAUCUGCCGUCCACCUCCCACCUUGCAUGGUCCACAUUCAUUCAUGAAUCUGAUCACUAUAUUUGUCCAAAGUUGUUGCAAAAUGAACACGUCAAUGACAGGGAAACAAACGCGAGAUAUAAUAUUUACACUGAUAUUCUUGCACCGUCUCAGAGUGAUGCAUUCAGGGUUGCCUCAGAUAAAAGAGUGCUGUACUGCACGCACACAUGUUCAGAGAGUCUCAUACGGGAGUGCAAAACAAAACAAAGGAGUGCACAGCUUCACUUUUACUUAUUUGUUUGAGCAAUCUAAUUACAAAUACUCUCAUAAUUAGCUCAUAUCCACCAGACAAGGUAACCCCAAAACCACCCGGCGCAUCGCAAAAAUCUCCCGGAUUUUAUAACCCAAAUGUCGGCAGGUAUGCUAUAGGGGCGUGUCUAACUGUGACAGCAACGGUCUGAAACAAAGGUGAUGCUCAACAUGGAAGUGCCUCACUGCAGUUCAAGAGAGGUAACCUCAAAUUUGGCUGCAUUGACUUCCUACAUGCAGUUAUAGAAUCAAAACAACUGACUUAUACCUGAUCAAUUUCACCUGUUGCAGCAUUCUUCUCAACAUAAAUAAAUGAUCGAGACAGCUUUUUCCUGCACAUCCGUCCUUAAAUUCAGGUGAAAUUAAAGAAAUUAUGUCGAGUUUAAGUGAAAUCAUAACCGAGCAGUUUCCCAGCCAUCUGUUAUCUUCAUAUCAUGAUACUUUCUGGCUGCUGUCAUUGUGGAUUUUGCAUUUUCAAUCUUAGUCAUAAAGUAUGGCUGAAGGCAAAAUAUUGCACUUGUGCUGUCAAGAUUUAUAUAUUCAUACAUUCAUGCUCUCUGCACCAAUAUUAAUCUUGGAACAUGUAAUUUAUGUGUUUCCAAACAGAUGUGGGGGCAUUUCAGCUGAACCAAUAUUUAAUAUGUAUAUCAUUCUCUGCAUUAUGAGUUAUUUGGGUUUCCAAAUGUUUGUGUCGAGUUCGAUUUCACAGAAAGACUCUUAGGUUAAUGAAUUUCCCCCUGAUCAGCUUAUUGCAUCAUUAAUGUGUUUUUGUGAAGAGUCAGCCAUGACUGUUUUGACCUUUCUGAAAACACAAUGAGGAGUCUUUAAUGAAUGCUCCUGUGUCAGACCAUUAGCAACAAGUCCAUUAGUUCACCUUUUAUUACCACCCGGCACUGUCUCGUUAUCAAAGAGAGAAUCCCAAUUAGCCCAAAACAACUUGUACAGAUGUUUUCAGACAUCUUUGUUCGCGGUGCCCCUGUGUACCGUCAUGUUUUUCCAGCAGCGAGUGAAACAUCAAACAAAUACGUCGGUUCAUCCUGAUUAAUCUGAGGCUUGAGUGUGUUUGUGUCUCACAGAGCCAGACAAAGUGACAGUUUCUGUGUCGUAAAGAUCAAGAGCUCAUACAGGCACCAUAACCAUAAAGUUGUACCUCAUUUAAUCAUUCCUUCAACAAAAGCAAGUCUGCUUACAUUGGAGUACAUAACAUUUAUAAACCACAGAGAAGCUACAGGGUUCUACAUCCGGCUUCUUUUCUCCAGACCAGAGUCGAAUACAGGAUUAUAAUUAACUCAAUUAUUUAACAUUUCACACAGAGAAAUUGGCACAUUUUAUCGUUUUCCUUUGCUCUGUCUCUCUUCAUCGUCUUAAAGGAAAGAGGGGAAUGUGCGACUUCACAUGAAGGGUGGGGAGCUGAAACAGGGUAAUUGGAGCCCUGAGUGGAGUGAGAGGCUUGUGAUCCCUUUGAGAAUGGCAGGCAUAUGUCUGCAUUACUUCCAGCUGUCCUGACGGUGAGCAAGCUAAUUACAUCAUGUUUGUAUCCUGCUAAUUAGCAUCCUAAUUAAAAACACAUAAAGGAGUUGGAGGGGGUAGAUGAAUGUUCAGACUGUUCUGGACAGGGGAUCUUUUUUCUUGUAUAGAUCUGACCUCAGUCUCUGAAGUUGCCCGUCUAAGAAUGUCGUUUUCAGUUCUGUCCUUUUAAUUAUGAUUACUGGUGUUGCUGUUUCGUCAUAAUAGAAACUCUUCCUGAGAUGAUACCACCUGUACAGACCUGCAGACGUUUAGUCUCCAUUGAUGCCCAUCAGAUUACUCAUCUGUUACGGAGAUAGAACUCUGGAGAAACUGUGAAGAAUAUCAUUCGGAUUGUGGAUACAAAAAUAAACUGUGUUUGCAGACAAGGGUUCAUGGAAGAGUCCUGUUGCCUAAGACUUAAAGAUCACAGCAGUCUCAUGUCCUUGUUUGUCUGUUUUAUUAAUGAAGAAAUUCACUUGGAUUUCUCUGAAUCCAUUAAUGAUGCACUUUGGAUGGUGAAAAUCACGUGUUAUUUGCACGUCUUCCCAUCUUCACCUCUGGGAGACUCGGCUCCUGUGGACGCCCUUUUAUAACCCAGUCAUGCUAGCUUGAUUCAAAAUCACAUCAUUAGUGGGGUGAUUGAUUUCACUACUUAGAGUUACAAAUCAUCACACAGCAUAACACAACCUUUUUUACUGGUUUGAUGACCCUCUUCCAACUUUCUCGAAACAUGUUGCUGCCAUCAGAUUAAAGUUUAUUUCAAAGUAAUAACAUUUUUAAUUUUACCAUUUGAUAUGCUGUCAUUGCACUAUUUUACACAUCCUCCUAACUUUUUAAAACUCAGAGUUGUAGAUUGAAAUCAGUGUAUUUACACCCAGACUCACAGAGGACGGGGAUCAAAGCAGUGUGGGAUGUGAACUGCUCUGAGUGAUGUUUGUGUUAUUGCCAGAGGCUUCCCAUACACCAGCUAAUUCAAGAUUAUACCACUUUGUGCAUUGCAUUUGAUAUAAUGAAGCAGAAAUAAUGACUCGUGGUGAAAUAGGGGGGCACUUAUUCCAGCGCUUUCAUGGCAACCGUAUGACUCUGAGUGAACAAAUUACACAGCCACUCAAACGUUUUUACUGUUUUAUUUAUAUUUUUAUUGUCAGUUAAGAUUUUUGUAGCUGCCGUCAGAGACAGUGAGGUCCAUCUAAUGAGUUGUUUGAUUUUUGUUUAAUAAUUCAAGUUAAAAGUUUAAGUUAAAAUACAAGAAAAAAUAUGGGUUAAAAUCAUGUAUAGUUUAGAUAAACAGAUAAAUAAAUGAAUAUUAUUUUAAUCACAUGGGCAUUUGUGCUAUAACGAGUUUAGCGGACUGAUGUGUGGAGCUAAGGGAGAGUCAGGUUAUUUAUUUUUUCAUUGUGAGAUACCAGGUUUCUUCAUAAACAUGUUCUGUUUUGUAAGAUGUAUUUGCUUUGCUGUAUUUGCUGUUGUUGGAGUUAAACCAAACUCAGACUGUGUUUUUUAAUAUUGUUCUGGUUCUUGUGGCGCCUGAAAACCACAGAGCAGAAAUCAACUGCCUGUAGUCAAAGGAACGCCUUGGUUCGAUUCAAGUGGAGGGGGGGUCACAAUUUUGGUUUGGUUUCGUUUAAGUGAUUUGGACUUUAAACUGAAAAUACAGUUUGUGUUUAAUGAAGGACACAGACACAAAGCUUAAACUUUGGAUGGACGUCUUUCACGUCUGUAGAGUCACUGCUGACUUAAACAGGCUGAGGCAAACUACAGGUCUCAAAAGGCUAAUUUCAGUCACCUCUGUGCUGCCAUCAUGGACAUUUGAACAAAGUGAGCUGAAGAAUAUGUUUAACUAACCUGUCCUUGAGGAAGUUAACCUCCUCUUUACAACAUAAUUUAUGAAUACCAACAGGAGAGUGCUCUGUAAUCCUUCCUCUGAAACUUAAAAGAAAUAUUAAGCAGUAACAGUCAUUUAAGAUGUCCAUGUUCCUCAACUUUCAAGGGCAAGAGCCAAGGGUAAAGCAAUCCCUCUGAAGAGUUUAUGCCUGAUAAUGUGUCAAACAGGAGUAAGGCUAUUAUUUUAUCAUCCACUGUGAGGUUGUGGCGAUAUCAGCCAAGUUAAUUUUCUAAUCAAAGGGAAAACACCGUCAAAAACACUGUCAGCAUUUAAUGUCAUCUUCCUAAAACAACCAGAAGUUUGUGCCACGAGAAGGAAACUGAGAGCAAUCCUCAGGGUUUGGUUGUUGUUGGGAGGAAGGAGAAACCUAAGAGCGUUCGGGUGAAGAUGAGGCAAAGAAAUCAUCAUUUCUGUCUGAAGUGUGUUAAUGAAAUUCAACAUUUCUGGACAGCUGUUGGCUUGUCUCUGGACGUUAGGCCAGCCCUAAAGGCAUGAUAGUUCUGUGUGUCCUGAAUGUUUUGCUCUGAGCUAGAGGAGAUUUCUUGUGGCACUGACAAAGGUUCGCUGAGACCCUGAAGAGUUUGAACCAACAGCUCGACUUGCUGCCAUCUUGCAUUCGUGCAAAGUAGAGACCCUUGACGAUGAUGAUUGCCAAGUCGAGCCUGGGUCUUUGCCAGCUUGUCAUGACUCCCAUUUUGGCUAAAACCAAAAUGGCCUAGUUGUAUAGAUGAAGUCCCAACGCUUUAAUAGUAUAUCAGGUGUAGGUAGUAGCAGCAUUUUCACAAGAGGCCAUGACUGCGUCUAGCAACAGGUGAUAAAACCUUACACACUUGGUAAAGUUGAACGCCUCUCCCAUCACCAGAAGAAAGCAGAAGUUCAGUCCUGACUGCUUAAAGCAGAAGUAAGGAGAACUCUGGGGACAUUGUCUCCUGUGAUUCCAAGUGAUGCUGGAUGAACUGUUUCCAACUCUGGACUGAAAUCCAUCAAAUAUCCACUGGCUGUUUGCGAUGUAGUGUUCAAAGAGGUGUGAGCAGCAGGAAGAACUUCAUCUAAUUCAAUGAUACACCUGAAUGAAGUCAUUCUGAGACACUAUAAUGAGUUUUUGCAAAUACAAGCUCAGAUGUCUGGGCUCGUGAAGAAAACAUUCAAGCAGUGAGAAUAAAAACAUAGUGGGUUAUGACAGCAACAAAACUGCAGGAAACACAGCAAUGAGGGAAAAUGACCAGCUAUGUUUCCUCUUGCUGUGAAAAUUGUCGGCUUUGACAAACAAAUUAAAUAUAUUGUGUCACACAGCAGCUGGCCUUCGCUCCACUCUCACAAACAAUGCCAUUCAACAAGGUGAAUAGAGACCGAUUGGACUUAGAUAUGAGAGGUAAGACAAAUUGAUAACCACACUCUGCAUCAGCUGAGGUUCCACAAAGCAAAGUAAAAAAACAACAAUUUGAGCUUGUGGAUAUUAAGACACAAAUUGUCCUGUAUGCUACAUAUCCUGGUACCAAGCGGCAUCUCCCAAACUUCAAAAGAAAGUAGUUGAGAAGUGCUAAAAACUGCAGUUCCUGAGUGUCCACUUGGGGCUGGCUGCAAAAACCCUGAAAGACAUGUGCACACCCAAUCAAAAAAAGCCUGUCUUUACAGCAAAGCCAAACAGCUCAGUUGCUUUUUGUAGAGUUUUUCCAUGUACCCCAGCUGCCUUUAAAGCCGAGCCAUUAUUUUACCAACACAAGCCUUCGCUCUCUGUCUAAAUGGGUUUGAUGAUUGUUCUGAUAAUCAAGACGAGGGUAAAAAUCCAUACAUUUCCUCAUCUGUCCUUCAUCUGACCCAGUUGCAUCUACCAUUAAAGGGUGUGCCUGUGUAUACCUAAGUGUGUGCUUGUGUGCCUCAGAGUCUGUGUUUGCACGGCUUGCCUCGGUGUUCACAUUGACGUGCAUGUGUUCGCUGCACAGCCUGAGCUUUCUCUGCGAGCUGUUUCUGUUUUUGUGCUCUGUUGAAAUUGUCUAAGGCAUGACAAUUUGUGCAGCUGUCUUCACAUCACUCACAUCCACCUGAGAGGUAGAUAAGGAGUUGAGUGAAGUCUUAUCAGCCUGUUUGAUAACAUUUAUAUAAAAGUUCCGCUCUGGGCAAACGCGUCUGAGCCCUAUGUUACAAAGAUCUUCCUCGCACUGACAACAAUCUCGGCUUGAGCAGCAGAAAGUUGAGCUGGGAUAAAUUCAAGCAGAUUCUGAAAGCUUUGGAAAUUGCUUAGUCUGGCAAAACUCAGAGCAUUUGUGGUAUUAAGUUGAUGUGGAAUUACCUGCAGCUGAGCUGCAAAUAGGCUGUCUUAAAAGGUUAAGUCAUAAAGCACAGGGUUUCAGAGCGCCAAUGCUCAGGGGCAAACUUAGAUAUGUGGGCUGAGUGUGCCUCGGCCUCUAUUUAAGUGGAGAUCAAUUCAAAGCUUGUGCCUUUUAAAUGAAAAUAAAAUGUCAAAAUUUCUUACUAAUUUGUAACAACAUCUCAACAGGCUGGGGUUUGACCCUGUGGGAAAGCGCUGACAUUUAAAGGUCCCACAUUCACUUGCCAUGAUUUCUAAUUUCCUGUUUCGACUGACGCAAACAUGCUUUGUGAGGGGCUCAGACCUUUUGUUUCAGACAUAUUUACACUUCGAAGGGAAGGGAAACCAUACAGGACAUGAAACUUACACUGGUGUUAGGGCUCUAUACUUCUGAAUUACAGUAUUUAAAACAGCAUUUUAGUUUGCUUAGCCUUUUACAACCCUAAUUAUAAAAGAGUUGUGUAAAAUAUUGGAAAAACUGAUUUGAUAGUUCACUAAAGCAGUAAAAAACAACAUGUCAAAUGUUGAAAAAGGUGUUUUAAAGUUGAUGCAGGUUUUUAAAAGAAAGGAGCUACAAAUCACUUAAAAUGUGAUGCAUCUGUAAAAAAAACAUUUCCCCUCAGGCCGAGACUCUCAGUAUGAAAAACAUGAAGUUGUUGAAUGUUCUUUGAGGGACUUUGUGAGCUGAUAGUCCCACAAUUUCAGAGUUAACUAUUAUUAGUGUAAAACUAAAAAUAUUCCAGGGAUCUGGGCACUGGAUGAUUCAGAGGAUCAGAGGAAAUCUCUGAACAAAUGGCAUAAGGCUAAAAACUAACGGACACAUUGGCAGCACAGCAUUGAAAUAGACAUUACUCUGUGGUGGAAAUCACUACAUGAAAUCAAAAAUCACUGACAGUUCAUCCCUGUAUUCACUAGUGCAAAUUAAAGUUGUACCAUGCAAUGAGAAAAGCAAAUAAUCAUGUUCCAAAAGGCCCGUGACUUCUUCUAUUGUGAGUCAGAAUAAUCGUCUCUUUUUGGAAAUCAUGGACUUUACAUUCUCGGCUCACAGAGGAGAGGUAUCACUCGGUUUGUCAUCAGAGCAACGUCCAAAAGCUAGCAUCUAUGAUGUUAAGGAGACAGACAUGUGCAUCUGGCAUCGAUGGCUGACGUAUUUGGUGCUGUUGAUACUGAACUGAACCUUAGAUAUUUCAGCAAUUACCCAAAACCUUGUUCUGCACAUAUGAAAAGCACAACCCAAAGACCUGUCUGCUGUCAUGACUCGUCAUCUUUUGGAUAUUUGGUUCAUCCUGAAAAUCUUCAAGUAUAAAACCACCCCAAACUUUUGAGCAGCUGAAACCUAAAACAGGCAACAAUGAGAAAAUCUUUCACUUUUUAAAUUGGCAGAAACUGGGUUUACAGACCAACUCGACAGUAAAGACCCUGUCUCAACUUUAGUUGCUAUCAUCAGUUUUGAAAUAAAAAUAUCAGACUACUGUAAAUAAAGAAUCAGAAUCUGCUUUAUUGACUAAGUAUAUGUACACAUACAAGGAGUCUGACUCUGCCCUGUAUGUGGAAAGAUUUAACAUUUACCAUGAAAUAUUAAAAAAUAUUGUACAAGGCAUUGAACUUGUAAACAAGACUGUUAUGGCAGAAGAUUCAUGUCAUUAUACAUGUCAAAAAAACAUGUUCAUGUCCAACACUCAGCCGCAGGGUAAAUUGGAAAAAUCAGCAAAUAACCAUGACCAGAUGUGACUACAUGUUAAGGCUUGAGUGAACAUAAUUUAGAUGAUUUGACUUGAAUUGAAUAGCUCAAUAUUCAGCCUUGUGUAAGCUCUCUGUCUUUGGCUUUAGUUUCAUCUCUGUGAGACGUCAGGGAAGACAGUCCACCUCAGCUUCCAGUGCUAUCUAAAUUCCUGGGAUUUCAUCAUCUGCUUAAUUGCCUACCCUAAUUUGCUUUGCUGGCACUGUCACAGCCCCAUUGUACUGUUAUCAAAUCACUGGGCACUGUAAUUAACUUUACAUUGUAACCACCACCUCUGCAAACGGCACAGACCAGCUGUUAAAUGGUUCUAACUUCAUCAUAUUUCCUCUUGUUUUCCAGCAGAAUGAGUACACGUGUCCACGCCCCCUACCUGGUGCCUGGCUGGGAGAUGUGCCUACCAUCCAUUAA